AUGUGGCUGGAGGCGGGCAAGGUCCCCGGAGCCGCGGCGGUCUUCUACGGGGCUCUGGCGGCGCUGGUCCUGCUGGGCGUCCGGGACGUGCUCUUCCAGUACGAGGAGAACCGGUGCAGCAUGACCUACAUGUUCGAGUACCCCGAGUAUUUGGUGAGGGGCCGGUCGGAGAGGGACCGGCGGGGCCGGUUAGCGGGGUUGGGGGGGGGAGUCGCUUUCUCCUCAGAAAGGGCGGCCGGUGCUUCGCCGGGAACAAGACACUGGACGGUUUCAGGGCGGGGGGGGGGAGGCAGGACCUCGGUUGACGCCUUCCACCCCCCUGCUUCAAUAAUAAUAAUAAUAAUGAUGAUUUUGUUAUUUAUACCCCGCCCGCCCAUCUGGCUGGGUUUCCCCAGCCACUCUGGGGCGGAGAACUGGGCGAAAGAAACGGUCUGACUUUUUAGAAGGCAGCCCCCCCUGUGUCGGGAGCUUUUUAAUGUUUGAUGAUUUACUAUGUUCGCAUAUGUACUGUAAGCCAGCCCAGAGUGAGCUGGAUAAUAAUAAUAAUAAUAAUAAUAAUAAUAGAUUUGUAAGCAUACACUUCCCUCUCUGUUUGUGUGAGAGAAGUACGUACUAUGAUGCCACCUUCCUGCAUUUAGGGGGCACACCUUAUUAUUCGGAUUUUGAGACGCACUAAGAUGUCACUGUAUGUAUAUCAACUUUUAUUUCCAUUUUUGGGUGUGCCUUUCCUGUUGUUAUUAUUAUUAUUAUUAUUAUAUCAACUUUUGUUUCCAUUUUUGGGUGUGCCUUUCCUAUUAUUAUUAUUAUUAUUAUUAUCAUCAUCAUCAUCAUCAUUAUCAUUAUUAGCACUAAGAUCCCACUGUCUGUAAAUCAACCUUUUCCCAUUUUUUUGGUGUCCCUUUCCUAUUAUUAUUAUUAUUAGUUGUAGUAGUAGUACUAAGAUGCCACUGUCUGUUCAUCAACUUUUUUUCCAGUUUUUUGGCAUGCCUUUCCUGUUAUUAUUAUUGUGAGAAGCCCUAAGACUCCACUGUCUAUGCAUGACUGUUUUUCCAUUUUUUUGGUGUGCCUUUCCUAUUAUUAUUCUUAUAAUUAUGAGAAGUACUAAGAUGCCACUGUCUGUAUAUCAACCUUCUUGCAUUUUUGUACAAGGAACAUGAAUCAUGUUCAAUAACAUCAAAGGGAACUGUGAGCAGGGGUGUGGGUGGGUGGGUGUGUCAAUCUGAAGUUAUUGUAUGGUUUAUCUCUGCAGAUCAUAGCAUAAGUAUAAAGAUGGACCUAACUGAAAUAUGACAGGGGGCCCUUCUUGAUGAGCUCUGGCGACCUUGGUACAAGUCUGGUUCCAGCCUCAUGUCCUGAAAGGCAUUCAGGCAUAUCUUGAGUUCCUCACAUGUUGCAUAAAGGUCAACACAUGCAGAUUUAGUUACCAAGUACAGUCUACAAGAUAAUUUGAGGGCAGGCAAAUGAUAGCCAGUUCAAGUCACAGCCCACCAGGGUGAUUUUCAUUCAAUUCCAUUAUUCUUUCUAGUUGAGAUUCCUGCAUUGCAGGGGGUUGGACUAGAUGACCCUUGGGUUUCCUCCCAGCUCUACAGUUCUUUGAUUCUUAUCAUGAGAAGUACUAAGAUGCUACUGGCUAUAUAUUAACCUUCUUGCAUUUUUGUGGCACAACUUUCUUUUAAUUCCUCACUUCCAAUAUAUCCUCUCCUUGAUUUGGUGUGGUCUCAGUUGCCACAAUCCCAGACAUGGCUGUUCAGAAGUGGGCUCCAUUGAUUUCAGUGGGGACUUCCUCCCUAGGAUGCAUGUGUUGGAUCUCAGCCCGAAACAUCCAUUCAUGUUGGAGUCCUAAACAUGCUUGCCAGUCUUGAUUCCGGGGUGCUAAACCUGCCGAGAUUUUCCUCUUCUUCUUCUUCAUAAUAUUUUAUUAAAGCUUUUUCAUAAUACAAUAAUAUAAAAGAAACUAAUCUAAAAUGAAAACAAGAACCAAGAAAGAAAGAGAAAACAGAGUUCUCUCUCAAAGGUAGCUGUUAACCAGUGUCACGUACAGAAAGUGGUGGACCCUCCCAGUCUCUCACCCUGGGAGAACUUCCCUUCCUUGUGUCUCACUCAUGGUCUUUCCACCAACCAUCCACCACAUUCAUGGGUGUGUCAGGGAUUUUCUUCAAAGGGUGUUUUGAAUUGCACUGCAAGGCUGCAUCCCUGAAAGCUCUUGCUUGUAAGUUUCAUUGAACUCAGUGGUACUUCAAAGUAAACAUAAAUGGGGCCUUCUCAUUUUGCACACAAGUAUGUGUCCAUCUACUCUGUUUGGAGUGUAGUUUGGAUGGUUUUUAAAACCAAAAUUCACCUGUGUAACCUGUUCCAAGGUUGUUCAAUUCAACACAUGGAAUUCAACAAUUAGCUUCUGUCUGUGAAAAGAUAGCAGGCUCUACCUGCCACAGUUCCCAGACAACAUGUCUCCAAGGUUUUAUUGAACCCUGCCAUCUCUCCAACCAGAAACUGAAUGCUCCAUUUACCACUUUGUAGCUUCCUUCCUACCAGAACAGACUUUGCUCGUGUGCUCAAGACAUCGAUUCCAUAAACCAUAUUUUGUUGCAUUGUGCAAAAUAUGAGCAAGCCAGGGCUGAACUGAUACUACCCUUGCUGGUACCUUUCCCGGGCAAAUCAGAGGCUCACUAUGUCAGGUUCCUACUGGAAGACCAGACAAAUGUUAGAACAUAAGCAGUGGCAAAGUUUUUAUCAGUGGUUGCAAGAUCAAAUGAGCUCUAUAUUCUAAACAAAAUGCUUGUUUAACCUGGAGGUAGGCUGUAUGAAUUGUGUAUUGUUUUGUAAUGAUUUGUUGGGUCUCUGGACCGUAAUAAAGAUGGAUGAUGAUGAUUAUGAGGGUGCAGGGUUCUUAAAGGCAUGAAUGUUGAUAAAAGCAUAUUCUUUGCUCCCAGAGUGUACUCCAACAUUCUACUUCUGGUACAACAGGCUUUUCCAGUGUUGGCAUUGCUGAAAACGAUCACAUUUUUUCACACCCAGUUGCAUCCUGAGAUCUGCUACUGAUGGUUAGUGCUACACGGCAUUGCUAUUUAACAACUACAUGAACCCACUUAGGAAAUUUGAAGCGUAGUGUUGUCUGUACACUAAUGACACACAACUCUUCUUCUCUGCGAUAUCUGAAUCUGGAGGUGCUGUGCAGGGUCUGGACCCAUAUUGGACUGAAUGAGGGCCAACAAAUUGAAACUGAAUCAUAUAUAGACAAGGGCCCCCGUGUGGAUGUGUGGAUUCCAGGUUUGGGAAAUUGGUCAGUUACCUGCACUUCCUCUGAAGUAUCAGGUGCUUUGCUUGAAGGGUGCUCCUUGAUCCAGCAUUGUCACUGUAGACUCAAGUUUCUUGGAGUGCCUUUUAUCAGCUUUGGCUGAUAGGCCAUUUUAUGAGUGUUGCUGGACAGAGUACGUACAUGGGUAAACUCUAGACCUGAUUAUUAUAAUAUGUGGGGCUGCACUUGAAUUUGGUGCAGAAGACGCAGCUCGUACAAAACGCUGCUGCCGGGUUUUUCUCUGCGGCAGCUUCUUGACAAAGCGUGACACGUCUGUUGCGCCCCCUGGCAUUCUCUUUCAUUUAGAAUUGAAGCAGUCCCAAUAUGGUUAGGUUUUCAAUGUUUGUUGAAGACUUCUUUCAGGCCCCACACCCAUCUAGUCUUGCUUCCUGUUCUCACAAGCAGCCAAACGGAUGCCUCUGAGAAGUCUGUAAGCAGAAGCUAAGUGUAACAGCACUCUCCCCACUUGUGAUUCCCAGCAACUUGGUAUACAGAGUUAUAUUGCCUCUGACAGUGAAGGUAGAAUGUAGCUGCCUGGCUGGUAGCCAUUGUAUAAUGUAAAGGUAAAGGGACCCCUGACCAUUAGGUCCAGUCGUGGCCGACUCUGGGGUUGCGACACUCAUUUCCCUUUAUUGGCCGAGGGAGCUGGCGUACAGCUUCCAGGUCAUGUGGCCAGCAUGACUAAGCUGCUUCUGGCAAACCAGAGCAGCUGACCAAAACGCCGUUUACCUUCCCGCCAGAGCAGUACCUAUUUAUCUACUUGCACUUUGACGUGCUUUCGAAUUGCUAGGUUGGCAGGAGCAGGGACCGAGCAACGGGAGCUCACCCCGUCGCGGGGAUUCGAACCGCCGACCUUCUGAUCGGCAAGUCCUAGCCUCUGUGGUUUAACCCACAGCGCCACCCGCGUCCCAUUGUAUAAUGUAGAGUGGUCUAUAAAUUAUGAUACAAAGCCAUGGUAAAAUAUUGUGCCAGUUUGCACACAGUGAUAAACUACAUUUAAUGGCUUAUCAGCUGUGUGCUAAGUGCUAUCUCCUUGAUUGCUUCUGUUUUGCUCUUUCCCCCUUUCUUUAGUGCAGGCAGGAGCAGUGAGCCACGAAGCCGUGACUUGGUGUUACACACAAACUGAGAUUGUGCUUUGUUUCUCCCUAGCAGACAAUGGUUAGCAAGUGAGCAGCCUUCAUGUCGACUUCCUCGUUGCGUUUUGUUAGGGAGAAGCAAACUGUGAUUCCGGUUCGAAUAUCUUGUUGCUUGCUCCAGCAGAGGAGCAACUCACAAGCCAUCAGGCAUCCUGAAUUAGCAUGCUGUUCUGUCUCAAAAAUCCUGGCUUUCCGUUAUGUGGAAACAAGACCAUCGUUCAUUAAUAUCUAGAUCAGCCCAUCUCUCCCAGUCACUCUUUCUGCCGGCCUUUCCCCUUCGGUCUUCAGAAAAUGGCUGUGGCGCUAGCAAUCUGACCUGUUGUAGGUAAGAUCAUGCUCCCAUUUGUGGACCAAGAUCUACCCAAUGGAGACAGUUGCUGCAGAGGAUAGCACUCCUGAACCUUGGAAAGAGAGAAUUUUGCAGCUUGCUAUUGCAUAACAUGGCAAGCACGAGAAAAGCCGAACCUGUCAACAUUUUCUCCUCCACAGCAAUCUUAGGGAUUGGGUCAUAUUAGGGAUAAGAGGUCACCUAUUUUACUUACAUUUCAGCCGCCAGUUUAUUCUGGAGUGCUGAUUGUUUCUCAGAUGUGCGUUAGGUUUCCAUUCUGUCUGCUUACAUACCUCUGUUUCAAUAAGGAUUCGGGGACAGGGAACUAGCUUCAGCAUAGAGUAGGGAGAACCAUGAGAAUUUUAAUAGGCUUGAGAAAGGACACCCACACAGUUUUCUGCACCUGACUUGGGUUGCAAUUUGGGUGUUGAAAUCUGUUUUAUCCUCAGGAUAUUCAGUGCAAUAAUAGCUAGGUUUCAUGUGCAACGGGUGUGGGAGUGCCAACUAUAAAUACAGUAUUUGCUGCGUGUUGGAGAUGAAGGGGAGCGGGGACUGGUUAUCUGACGGUUUAAGCGUAUCUCUGCAUUCCUAAAACCCUUCAAAUAGUGGAUGUAAUAAUAAUAAUAAAUUUUAUUUAUAUCCCGCCCUCCCCAGCCAAAGCCGGGCUCAGGGCGGCUAACAACAAUAAAAUAGUGCAACAUUCUAAAAACAUUUCAUUAUAAAAAUUAAUUAAAAUCAAGUUGAUGGCAACCAUAAGCUUAAGUUCUGUAAAGAUUGCCAAAGGAGGGAGUCAGGCUGCGCCCUGACCAAAGGCCUGGUGGAACAGCUCUGUCUUGCAGGCCCUGCGGAAAGAUGUCAAAUCCCGCAGGGCCCUAGUCUCUUGUGACAGAGCGUUCCACCAGAUUGGAGCCGCAGCCGAAAAAGCCCUGGCUCUAGUUGAAGCCAGCCUAACCUCUCUGUGGCCUGGGACCUUGAGGAUGUUUUUAUUUGAAGACCGUAAGUUCCUCUGUGGGACAUACCAGGAGAGGCGGUCCCGUAGGUACGAGGGUCCUAAGCCGUAUAGGGCUUUAAAGGUUAAAACCAGCACCUUAAACCUGAUCCUGUACUCCACCGGGAGCCAGUGCAGCUGGUAUAGCAGUCUCGCCACAGCAUUCUGCACCCGCUGGAGUUUCUGGGUCAGUCUCAAGUACUGAAAUAAAGUAAAAGAUAACAGCUGUCUUAAUAUAGAACGGGCUGAUCCUUAACUUUCACAUUGCUGUGAUUUUGCUGAUUUUGUUGGGUUGGAGGGGAAAAAAAUUGUUACAACUUCUUUUAGGUGUGCAAUAGGAUCACAUCUUGUGUAGCAAUGGCAUGCAUAUGCAAAACCGUGUACAGUGGUACCUCAGGUUACAUACGCUUCAGGUUACAGAUUCCACUAACCCAGAAAUAGUACCUCGGGUUAAGAACUUUGCUUCAGGAUGAGAACAGAAAUCGCACGGCGGCAGUGAGAGGCCCCAUUAGCUAAAGUGGUACCUCAGGUUAAGAACAGUUUCAGGUUAAGAACGGACCUCCAGAACGAAUCAAGCACUGUAUUUUUUGCUCUAUAAGACGCACCAGACCAUAAGACGCACCUAGGUUUUGGAGGAGGAAAACGAGAAAAAAAAUAUUCCGAAUCUCAGAAGCCAGAACACCAAGAGGGAUCGCUGCGCAGCGAAAGCAGCGAUCCCUCUUGCUGUUCUGGCUUCUGGGAUAGCUGCGCAGCCUGCAUUCGCUCCAUAAGACGCACACACAUUUCCCCUUACUUUUUAGGAGGGAAAAAGUGAGUCUUAUAGAGCAAAAAAUAUGGUACUUAACCCGAGGUACCACUGUAUACUCUAAUCGCCCCCACGGAAGCAUCCUUACCUCUGGAGCUGGCACACCAGGUGGGCCUUACCCCCCAAAAGCUUGCUGGGCAAGUCCUGCUCAGCACAUGGGCGCUGGAAUGCUAUCGCAAGUUCUCAGAAAUAACAGAAAUAAGACUAUCCUACAUUGAGGUUAGGGACGCGGGUUGUGCUGUGGGUUAAACCACAGAGCCUAGGACUUGCUGAUCGGAAGGUCGGCGGUUCGAAUCCCCGCGACAGGGUGAGCUCCCGUUGCUCGGUCCCAGCUCCUGCCAACCUAGCAGUUUUAAAGCACGUCAAAGUGCAAGUAGAUAAAUAGGGACCGCUCUCCGGCGGGAAGGUAAACGGCGUUUCCGUGCGCUGCGCUGGUUCGCCAGAAGCGGCUUAGUCAUGCUGGCCACAUGACCCGGAAGCUGUCUGCGGACAGGCGCCGGCUCCCGGCCUCUUGAGCGAGAUGAGCGCGCAACCCCAGCGUCGGUCACGACUGGACCUGAUGGUCAGGGGUACCUUUACCUUUACACUGAGGUUAGCAGAGUAUCUAAGUCAAAAGCCCCUAAAACCUGAGAAGCUUAGGGUCUAACAAAUAUAAAUAUGUCUUGUACAGAAUAACCAUCUUGUCCAGGGGCUUUCCCGGACGUCAUAAGUAACACCCCUUAUUUCUUUGACCUGUAGUGGUUUUGUGAGAAUUUCAUUUUGAGAAAUCUCACAACUGAUGGAAAAGCAGCUGCAGGGGAAGAAAAUUCAAUGUCACAGCUCAUAGGAUCCUUAACCUUCUUCUAUAAUUUAGAAUAAUACUUUGGGAAAUGUAAAUUUAUUUCUUUUGAUGUUGUCUAUACCAUAUUAUACCCACCAAUAAUCAAAGGAAUAAAAUUCUGACUUUUUUCUUUGCUUUAAGCAAUAAGACCAAAUUUUACCCUGCCUCUGUCCACUCUCCCAAUAGCUGUGGUGCAAAAAUACCAGAGUAAAUUCAGCUCUAGCAGAACGUAGAUUAUCCAAUUCAUAUUUAAUGUGUUGCAAACACAGGUAAAUUCCUGUUGUGUCCCAUGUAAUGCAUGCCAAACACCAACCAAUCCAGAUUCAGCCAUACAUCCCUUCAACAAUCCUAUCUAAAACUGGAUCUAAUUAACACAAUUUAGGGCCAUAAUAUAUAUCUACUGGUAUACCCAAAACCUUCAGGACACCUUUUAGGGCCUCAGCUAAAAACAACAGCCACCCCCAUAUAAGUCAUAUUCCCCCUCCCAAAUAUAUUUGUAGGCACCCAUAAGAAUGUGUAAAUUGGCUCUAUGAUAUAUAAAGAUUCUUAAAUCAGGAAUAUUUUCUUUUGUUUUAUGCCGCUGUACCUGGCUACUUAUUGCACAUCCCAGAACAGCUUGGUUUGUUGUUGUUGGUUUUUUUUAAAAAAUAAAUCCAUUUGUCUAUCGGCUGUUCUCCAUUUUAUAUGAUUAUGAUUUAGCAGGUUAUUUAAUCAUUCUAAUCUUGUGGCAUGAAAUAAAUGGUAAACUUUGCUCAUUAUUUUAAAGCUGGGACCUCCCCCCUGUUUUGUAGUGCCUUGAAAGUAUAAAGCUUAUCUCAUAUCAAGGGUAUAACUGUAAAGGCUAAUUGCUGGAGAGCUUAUCUUCAUUAAACAAAACCAUUCAGGUGAUUAGGCUAUACAAAAAUACACAAUGCUACGAAAGGGGAAUACUACUGAUAUCUCAAAAGCUGAAGUGUCUAAUUUCAUUUACAUCAGAAUAAUUGUAAAUUGAAUCUGACAUUUCUUAACAUUCAGUACAGUAUCUUUUAAGCAAAUCUGACCAUACUCAAAUAAAAACUCAUAGUUUGAAAUUUCUUAUUUUGCAUUAAUUGGUAAAUUAUCAUUAGUAUUCAUAUAGAUAUUGUUCAAGUUUCAUAACUUGCUAAUCCUUAUCUGCUUCGUGAAGCAAAAACCUGCUUCAUAUCUUGCUAAUCGCUUUGUAAGGUGGGCAAAUACCGUAUUUUUCGCUCUAUAAGACGCACCAGACCACAAGACGCACCUAGUUUUUGGAGGAGGAAAACAAGAAAAAAAUAUUCUGAAUCCCAGAAGCCAGAACAGCAAGAGGGAUUGCUGCGCAGCGAAAGCAGCAAUCCCUCUUGCUGUUCUGGCUUCUGGGAUAGCUGCGCAGCCUGCAUUCGCUCCAUAAGACGCACACACAUUUCCCCUUACUUUUUAGGAGAGAAAAAGUGAGUCUUAUAGAGCAAAAAAUACGGUAUUCUCCGUACGAGGCUAGAGUCUGGAAGACAAUUGUGUGAGCUUAGACAAGGCACUCAGUUGAUAGCUGAACUGGGAUUCCAGUUCAUAGCUUAUGCUUUAAACCAUUGAUUCACAAAGUAAGCCCCCUUGGGAGGCAUGGGACAGUGAGACCUUCCUUCCUUCCUUCCUAGCCAAGACCUGAGUUGAUUGUAUCUCACUUGCCAAUGGACUCUCACUCGUUUGGGGAAGAAAAACAGCUGCUGUUCAUAGCUAGUUUAGGAUGAGGCCAGAAAGAUCCUGUACAGCUUUCUGUUAAUUCUCUUCAGGGCAUCACAUGCAGCAGCAGGCUGUAUUCUGUAUUCUGGGGAGGAAUCCCUAGAAAAUAGAAGAAUUGUAGGUGAGGGACAAGUUCAAAAGGGUUGAGAAACCUUUCCAAACUAAACCGCCCCUGCUUAUACUUUUGCGGCUUCUGAAAAGUGAUUCAUUUGGUAGAGAAUUUAAGCAUAUACAGUGGUACCUUGGGUUACAUACGCUUCAGGUUACAGAUGCUUCAGGUUACAGACUCCGCUAACCCAGAAAUAGUAUCUCAGGUUAAGAACUUUGCUUCAGGAUGAAAACAGAAAUCGUGCUCCGGCGGUGCGGCUGCAGCGGGAGGCCCCAUUAGCUAAAGUGGUGCUUCAGGUUAAGAACAGUUUCAGGUUAAGAACGGACCUCCAGAACAAAUUAAGUACUUAACCCGAGGUACCACUGUACUCCUUUCUACCCCACCUUUCUACAAAAAUAUUCAAGGAGGCUUCCAAUCAAAGUGGUAAAAUAGAACAGAAAACAAAGCUAAAAGAGACUGAAAUGUUAGCAACAGCAGUCACCCAAGUUAAUGACAAAAUUCUAACAAAGGUCACUGAAAUUGCAUUGUCUGCUGUUCACCUAAAGGCAAGCAGUAACAGCGCCAACCAGGUGUACCCCUCAUUGGAAGCUAUUCUAGAAUUUAGGGGUCACAGCUGAGAGGGGUUUCUUGGGUAGCUGCCAACUGUAAUUCCCACUGAAGGGAGACCUCAGGAAGGAACUCCAAAGUAAGUUUCUGGACACGUUUGCAUGGGAAAAAGCAAUGUGAUUCUUGAGAUGUUGUACAGAGAGUUAAGAGUAACAUAAGCGUUUUAGCCAGAAGAAAUGAGUUAUAUCUGGCUAGGCUCCUAAGACUCAAGAUAGAAUUACAAGGCCAUGACAGGUUAUCUAAGCCAGAGGUGGGCAGAAGAUUAAGAACAAUCUAAUGGUUGGCCACUGACCAGUUUCUGAGUUUCUCACAAAGAAUGCUGGACUAGCUGAACCACAGUUCUUAACCAAGAGUGCGCAUUCAAGAUCAUAUAACCAUAGCUGUCAUCUUACAGAUUUGAAAAUAAGGGACCAGCAGCCUCGAAAAUAAGGGAUCAGCAGCCAAAAUAAGGGAUUUUCAGAGCACAUGUAUGUUCAAUUUCUGAGCCCCUCUGAGCCAAAGGCAGAAAGCCCAGCCAGCAGCCAAACGAAGCCUCAAGCGCAGCAACCCGGCAAAGGGGAUGCAGCAAGGAAAACCACCAUCACCUCUCCGCUGGGAAGUGCUGAGCAAAGGCGAGUCCCCAGGCAACAUGGCUGAUUUGAUUGGCACAAGGCAUGCAAGCUCCACCCCCCAGUCGUUCUUAAGACUCCUUAUUGGGUGAGCAACGCAGCCAAGCAACACAGUUGGAGCCUCCCUCCUCCCUGGCCGGCAGCUCGGGAGGGAGAGGAGCUGCUUCCUUUGAAACCCAGGAAAUUUAAGGGACAUCAUCAAUAAGGGACAGCAGUGGGACACUGCGCUGGGAUAAGGGACUUUCCCGCCAAAUAAGCGACGGUUGACGGCUAUGCAUAUAACACAUGCUAUGGCUUAAAAUAUCCUGACAGUACCUCUUGCAUUUAAAACACAUUGGUUAACCAUGAAGAUUCUAACAAAUCGAAAAGGUAGACUACACACAGAUAAGCAAACCCCAGCCUAAUUGAUUCCUUUUUCUUCUUAUUUUAACCAUAGGUACCGCUAUCAUAAAAAGUAGCAAAAGUUUACUCUAAAAAACAUAGAAAUCAAAUUGUUUAGAACAUUAGUGUAACUGUCCAAUGAAAGAUUAAUCCAUAGGCUGUUGUUUUGUUCCUGAUCUGAUCUUGCACAUGUGGAUGUGUUAUAUGUAUAUACGCACACGUGUCCUUGCCAUCUGUAAACAUGACCAAACAGCAACAGUUACACUGCUGUAUUUAGAACACGGUUCUUACUCUAAUAUCUAAGUAACUGCUAAUAUCCAUUGAGAGGAUUUGAAGUGGAAAUAAGGUCUCCUUCCUUUACUGUACCAGGAAUUCUUGUACUAUACUGGUGCAUGUUCGCUGUACAUGUCUGUUUUAGCCUUGGGUGGGACAGAUAUGAAAGGUGCUUGUCUUAUAGUGAAAUCCUAACCAUAUAUUCUCAGAAGUGGCGUUUGUUCCUAGAGUAGGUGGGGUUAGGAUUGUAGCUUUAGUUGCUACCUUUUAAAGAAAUUCUAGCUAGAACCUCUUAAACCUGUUAAAGCCUUACAGUGUCUAAGAUCCAGGUGUUUAUUGGUCCACCUCAAACAAAGGUGAUUAUCUGAGUCUUUCUUCUGGGUGCCCUCAUCUUCUGGAGUGUGAUGGGUAGUGACCAAAGAGAGGGCUUUUAAAAUAUAAUGGCACAUUGCUUCUGGAAUGCCCUUACAUUUUUCCAUGACCUGGAAAAGAACUUAUUUUCCCUGACUACUUAGAUAUUUUUAAUUGGAAUGUGUAACACUCCUUGACUAACUGAUUUUGUUUUUCCACUUAUGUCUUUUUUUAUUGAUUGUAUUGAUUACUUUGGAAGGUGCCCUGAGAGCUCCUAUUCCUGAAAUUCUGGGGUAUAAAUUUAAUGAUAGCUAAAGAAAAUAAGCAAAAACCCUAUGGUACUUCGGCUAUAUUUAUUGGCUUUCAAAUAUAAUAACUUACCCAUCUGCCCUUUUUCAGACAAACAAUCCAUUGCAAGGUUCAGAUUGUCCCAUUUGGUUUCCAUGUCUGCUACUUCCGCAUCUGAUACUAAAUAUUUUAUUUGAAAAAUAAGCUAAGAGAUAAAGAAGGAGUAGUGCAUAUGCCAAGCAGAUUGGGCUUUUAGCCGAAAAGCAUCAUGAAAGGAAGCCAAAAACGAGAUGCAUAACAAAACAACUUCAACGUAAAACUGUUAUGGAGGAAACAAAAACAUGCAGCAGCUUUCCUGAUUGCAGUGCAGAACUGAAAGUAAACUGCACAGAACCUGAGAGCUGAUCUGGCAGUUCCUGGUUUGGCAAGCCAGGUGGGCCAAUGCACAGCAUCACCUGUGCAAUUGGUGAACAGAAUUUAGUUGCUUUACUUUUACAUCUUUCAGGCUUGGAUUCCCCCCCCAAAUUAUGGCUUUCUCCAUAAGAAUUUAUUGCUUAUAUUUGGUAUGCUGCGCUUAUUGUGCUCAGAUGUAUCACUAGAGUAGGGCUGAGAAACCUCAGGGUCUGGAUCUCUCCCGAGCCACACCCCAGACACACACACACACACACACACACACGCGUACGUAUUUGCACCCUCCAUGAUUGCUUUAGCUUGGCUGGAAUGUGACCUUGAACUCUGUUAAUGACUUGCUUGCCUAGCGGAAGGAUUGAGUGGGGUGUGUGAGUGUUACUAGAAAUUACCCUUCCGUACAAAGGCAAAAUGCCAUAUAGUGGUUCCCUGGCCAGGGAAUAAACCUGACUCUGUUUAAGCACAUGUAAGAAUGUGUACAGCUAAACCCAGGGGUCACCAACUUGGCAGGCACCAAGGUGCCUGAGAAGGCUUUUGUUGGCAUCCCCAGGCAGGAGCCUUACUCUGAAGUUUCAUUUUUAAAAAAGUAAGUUUCUGGCCCUCCUAGAAAGCAUGUUAUGGAGCAAAAUGUGCAGAUACCCUUCUAAGUGAUUUCUGUGAAAUGAGCAAGCCUGGCUGCUUCCCCUGGUAGUAUGUUUAAGCAAUGAAUGAAGUCAGGGCUGUGAUUGGUAAGCGAGUUGUUCUGACACUAGGCCAGGGGUAGGCAACCUAAGGUCCGGGGGCCGGAUGCGGCCCAAUCGCCUUCUAAAUCCGGCCUGUGGAUGGUCCCGGAAUCAGCGUGUUUUUACAUGAGUAGAAUGUGUCCUUUUAUUUAAAAUGCAUCUCUGGGUUGUUUGUGGGGCAUAGGAAUUCGUUCAUUCCUCCCCCAAAAAAAUAUAGUCCGGCCCACCACACGGUCUGAGGACAGUGGACCGGUCCACGGCUGAAAAAGGUUGCUGAACCCUGCACUAGGCAAUGGAAGCCCCCUGUGUUCCAAAGAGCUGCUUUCCCCAUUCCCCUUUAAUGUACUUUUUCUGCUUCAAAUUUCCUCGGCUGAAAUUCAGUAGGUUAAGCCUUUUCUCAUAUGGAAAUGCAGUUCUGGGGAAAGCGUUACAGAGACUUAAAUCUCUAAUUUUGUGUUGUGCCGCGCCUCCCUUGGCACCCAUUUUGUAACUGGUGCCUCCAGCACUCUCAAAAUUCAAAAUGCAUCCUCUCGUCCAAAAAGGUUUGCGGCCCCUGACCUAAUUUUUGAGAAGUAUAUUACUUUGAUUUUCACACACAUAUCGCCGUCACCCUUUUAUAGUCUAUAAAAUUCAGGGGUUGACGGCAACCUUUAGCAUUUUUAGAGCAAAUGCCUUUCAAGCUAGCUGCUAAGUUACGAUGUGCUUGUAUUGCAAGAAGAAGCUGAAAGGCUGCGUCCUGAAUUGUUAUACGUGUUUGAAUUCAUCUGCAAUUCAUGUGUUGGCCGGUAUUUAUCUGGCUGAUGACGUAUGAUUGACUGGUGCCAAAGCAGCAAAUUUUAAAUGAAUUCAAUUUCACCUCCCCUGACAUUUUAUUCAUUAUGAUGUAAGCCUAUUAAGUUAGUCAGACAAAAUUACAUUCUCAAAGGCAACACUUUUUUGUAUUCCUUCUGGCAUGCAAAAUGCUUUUGGAUUUUUAUUUCACUCAUUGUUGCAACAACUUCCAAGUAGGCCACCUGUAUUUCUUAUAUAUAUAUACAUACAUACGUGUGUGUGUACGUUCGUGUACACACACACACACACACACACACACAUACAGAGACUCAGAUAUAAAUAGAAGUGAUUUGCUGGUCCAGGACACAUGGGGUUGAAAUGGGGCUUCUUAUCUAGAUUUCCUACAUAAGAGAACCAGAAUAUCUUCCUUUUCAGCAAGAUACUGUAUUUUUCACUCUAUAAGACGCACCAGACCACAAGACGCACCUAGUUUUUGGAGGACGAAAACAAGAAAAAAAAUAUUCUGAAUCUCAGAAGCCAGAACAGCAAGAGGGAUCGCUGCACAGUGAAAGCAGCAAUCCCUCUUGCUCUUCUGGGAUAGCUGCGCAGCCUGCAUUCGCUCCAUAAGACGCACACACAUUUCCCCUUACUUUUUAGGAGGGAAAAAGUGAGUCUUAUAGAGCAAAAAAUACAGUAAGUACUGCAUUGAAACUGUUGGAUAAACUGAUGACGGUGGAAAUAACUUUCCUGGCUUCUAAUGCUAUUUUAUCUUUUAUUAGUAGGUUCAGUUUCUUGUGUGUAGUUGAGCUGAAAUGGGAUGGAGGGGUUGAGAGCAAGAUAGUUUAGGGUGAUGGAAAAGCAUCUGCAUCAUUUCAAAACUCCCAAAGCUCUCUCUGCUGAAUACAAAUAUACCCCAACUUGAAGUUGCCCAGCUACCUCCUUUUGCAGUUUACCGUUUCUGUACUUAACAUGUACAUUUCAGAUUUGAACAAUAAAUUAUUACCUCUGGCAUACAUAAAAUAUUAUUUAAGUAUAAUUGUAUUUUAGAAUUAUAAUUGUAUGCAAAAUUGUAUUUUACAGAAAAUAAAACUUCCUAGGAAAGUAUCCAGGCGUUAUCCAGCCUACGAGCUCUAUCUUUACGGGGAAGGAAGUUAUGCAGAAGAAAAUAGAAAUCUGCUCUUAACUGGGAUUCCAGUACUCUUCCUCCCUGGCAAUGCUGGGAGUUACAAACAAGGUAAGCUAUAUCUGAAGCAAUACUGAUGUGUGUAUUAUAAUCUUUCAUAAAGCAGGAAAUGUAUGAAGAUCUGUAGAAUGUUACCUUUUUUUAACAUAGGUCUUUGUGGAAGUAUGUAUUCUGAAUAUUUUGUUUAUAUGUAAUUGUUAACAGAAUUACCAACUUUCUUUGUUGAUGUAUUUGCAUCAUUUAAUAGCGUAGGGUAGAAUGUGUGAACAGUUAGAAUACCCAAAUUAUGCAAAAUCGCAUAAGAUAAGCUAAAAACAAUCAAAACUACAAAUCAACAAAAUAUAUUGCGACUGAGCACUAUUUUUACACUAUAUCUUGAUUGGCAUUUAUUUUAUUGUACAUCAAGCAUGUAAAAGAGUUGUCAAAGAAAGUGGCGUUGGGCAAGGUUUUAGAGAUUUAUCAGGAAGCGAUCCUUAGCCCUGGGCUUCUAAAUAGAUUGAGAGCUAGGCAAACCAGCUCUGCUACAGGCGUCAAAGAGGAUUAUUCAAAUAAUCACAGAAGAUACCAUAUGGGCAUCUGGAAAAUGAACAAAAUCCCAUGUGAAUCAUGCUCCCAACUGCCAUUUGGAGAAACAGAAUGUGAUUUCAACCUGCAAAAAAUGGAAUUUUCUCUGAGAACUGGGGAAAUAUAUUUUACAAGCGGAAUACUAAAAUUAGUGGUACAGGCAACUCCUGCUUUAGGCAUGUGUGCGCAAUUGCACAGAUGCGCACAGCGCUGAACCCAGAAACAUAAUAAAGAUGUCACUCAAAGGGGCAGGGCAGGGAGUUUGCAGGCUUUUUCAAUGGGUUUCCGAUUUCGCGCAAAUGCACAGUGACCCCGGAAUGCAAACCCCACGUAAAUGGGAGUUGCGUGCACUUGACUUAGCUUUCUUUUAUGUAAGUGGCAUGCAUGAAUGAAUGAAUGAAUGAAAUCUUUGUUGCUAAAAGCUAUAAUCCGCCACAAUUGGUCACAAUGCGUAGAAUACAAAUAAUUGAUUUAAAACUGAACAACAACAGCAGCUAAGCAAACAUACAAAAAUGCGAAAAUCACAGCUGUGUAAGUUAAGCACUCCACAUCUCACACUCCCCCUUAUGAUACUUAUCUUGUUGCCUAGCUCUCAACUUACUUGCAGCCAAGGCAAAUUUUGCAACCAGUUCAGUAAUAAAUGUAAGUGGCUUGACCACCCAGUGCCAGAGGGCCAUGAGCAACUAUGUUGAUAUGUACAUUGCGAUGUCUCAGAAGUGCCACAUGAAACCAAGAGGCUAUAGCAGUCAAUUUGGAGGAUGGGCAAAUAUAAACUUGGACCACCCUCUGACUGCAUAUCAUCAAGAGAUCUACCAGUCAAGUUCAAAUACUACAAGGUGUAAGAUCUGUAUUCCUUACUGUUUGUGUUAUUUUUGCCCUCAUAAUCCAUAAAUACAUUAAAGGAGUGCUGUCCAUUCAUAAUUCAGUUUCCGUAAUAAAAGCUAGGGCAGGUAUAGCAAACAUGAUGCCCUCCAGCUGCAGUUAUCACUGGCAAUAGGCCAUGCUAGCUCAGGGUAAUAGAAGUUGUAGUCCAAAAACAUCUAGAAGCACCACUCCUGAUCUAGAAUAAUUAAAUCUUGACCAUGGAUUCCGCCCCCCCUCCCAUUCUGGGUAAGGGUUAAACUCUUUAGAAUUUGUCUGUCUUCCAAGAACAUGUUUGUGUUUUAAUAUGAUGGACCAGUACCCUGUUAAUUAUGCUGUUUUAAAUGUGUAUUUUGUAUUUGAUUUCAUUUAGCAGUGGGUUUUUUUUUCUUUUUGAAAUGUUUAAGAUUUUUUUUUGUUAACUCUGUUUUAAUUAUGUAUUCUGUAGUUGACCUCCUUUGUAAUAUUAUCUUUAGGAUAAUAGUUUAGUUUUCUGUUAAUUAUGUUGUUUUGACUGUAUACUCUAUAUUUGACUUUCUUCAGAAAUGUUUGAUUCUGGAUUGUUUUAUUGAUGUUUUAAUAUGCUGUAAACUGCUUUGAGAUUUUUCUAAAUAAAUAAUCUCUACUAUUUAUAAGAAUUUCCGAAGUAGCUGCUGUGACGAGAGCCUCUUGCCAUUAGUUCUUGUCUUCAUGGAAGUAAAUGCCGAUCAGCAGCUAUGUUGUGAUUUUUUAUCAAACCAGCUAUAGAUCGGUAUAGGGUUAUGAAAAUAAAUGGGUAUCAGAAUGCAUUUGAGAAUGGUGCAGAUCUCUGUGGUGGAGAAACACCUUUCCCAUGCUUCUGUAUUGUUGAGCAAUCUAGAUACAGAAGCAGCCAGGCCUUAUCAUGAUCUGUUCCAAAGCUCCUUGCAUAAAUCAUAUCUUUCUCAGGUAAUACCUCCAUACUGCAUGUUAGGCCAUGGUUUCUCUAGCAUAGAGUUUGGUGACACCAAAUUACAACCAGUUGCAUAUUCCAUUCCACUUUAACAAUAGAUCUGUAUCUUUUCUGUCCCCUGAGGUCAAAUUUUAGUGCUCCGCCCUAGCAUCAAAAUCUAGAGAUAUUAAACUACUUUCUUCUAAUAAUUCCUGUGUGCUUUUUCAGUACGUUCCCUUGGGUCAAUAGCACUCAGAAAGGCAGAAGAUGCUGACUUCAAGUAUCAUUUUGAUGUCUUCAGCGUCAACUUCAAUGAGGAACUUGUUGCACUCUAUGGUGGAAGUCUACAAAGGCAAACUAGAUUUGUGCAUGAGUGUAUUAAAGUUAUUCUUAAAUUGUAUAAGGUAUGGAGAUAAGCAUUAUGCACUUAUUUAAUUCUGUCAAAUUAUUAGCUGUAUUGGAUAUGACAGCUGCAGGUUGGGAGAGAAAUACUGUUGCUUUGUGUUUUAUGGUUGGGAUACCUAUCAUCCAUCUAUCUAUCUAUCUAUCUAUCUAUCUCCAUGAUUUGGUAUAGGGUCGUGUUUUCCAAACUUGGGUCCCCAGCUUUUUCUUCUUCUUCUUUCAAACUACAAUUCCCAUCAUCCCUGACCACUGGUCCUGAUCAGGGAUGGUAGAAGUUGUAGUCCAAAAACAACUGGAGACCCAAGUUUGGGAAACACAGUGUUUGAAAUUGUCUCUCUCUCUCGACUACAUUCAGUAGCAUUAUUUGAAAGUUGGGUCCUUUGAAAGUUGGGUCCUUGUCUACCUAUACUAAAGUGAUACCUCAGGUUAAGAGCAGUUUCAGGUUAAGAACGGACCUCCAGAAUGAAUUAAGUUCUUAACCCGAGGUACCACUGUAUUAUGCUGAGCACCCUCAAUAUAGAAAUGUCUUACUGAUUUAGAUUCAAAAUCCAAUUAACUGUACUUGAAUUGCAGUCUUAGUCUUUGUAGUAACUUGAUUUUCGGCGAAUGACAAUAAAGUACAUCAGAAUUCAAAUACAUCAGCUAUUAAGCAGGAGGGUGCCUGUGAUUUCAUACGAUCUCAGUGUGUUUGAUGUCAAAUCAUUUCUUCCUUAUGCUUCCUUUCUCUUUUUUUUAAGGGCCAGGGGUUUGCUCCACGUAGCGUUGCAAUAGUAGGUCAUUCGAUGGGCGGCCUUGUUGCAAGAGCACUGCUGACGCUUAAAAACUUCAAGGUGGAACUCCUCAAUGUCCUCGUUACUCAGGCCACACCUCACAUUGCACCUGUAAUGCCUUUAGACCGAUAUCUUACUGGUAAGUUUACUCCUAAUAUGACCACUUGGUAGACAUCAGCAAGAUUGUUGUUGUUGUUUAGUCGUUUAGUCGUGUCCGACUCUUCGUGACCCCCUGGACCAGAGCACGCCAGGCACUCCUGUCUUCCACUGCCUCCCGCAGUUUGGUCAAACUCAUGCUGGCAGCUUCGAGAACACUAUCCAACCAUCUCGUCCUCUGUCGUCCCCUUCUCGUUGUGCCCUCCAUCUUUCCCAACAUCAGGGUCUUUUCCAGGGAGUCUUCUCUUCUCAUGAGGUGGCCAAAGUAUUGGAGCCUCAGCUUCAUGAUCUGUCCUUCUAUACCUUAAAGUGCUAUAAAAAUUUUGUUAAUGUGAAUCAAUAUCCUUUUUCUGUCAUAAUAAUUUUCAAAGGGUACUAGAUAACCCCAAUAUUAGUCCUCCUAAUGCUUUUUAAUGUCAGUUCAGGCAAAAAUAUCUUGCAGUGCUCCUGACAAAGCUCUGAUGAACUCCCAAGGGAAGGUUUCUUUCAGUGUAAGAGGGGUAAGGUGCCAAGAAUGUCUCUACUUGCCUUUGUUGUUUGAUCAUGACCUAGAAGUGGAGCUGGUGGGUCUUCUUUUUAAAAAUUUAACUAAGAAAAGAAAUGGCAGUCUUUAGUUUGGGAAGGCCCAGUCCAUUCAGGGUUUCAUAGGUCAAAACCCUGCAUUGUACCUGGAGCAGCCAAGGAAAGCUGUACAGGCCACACAAUGUUUCAUACAAAAUGCUUUUGGAACUUGGCAGUCCUAGGAGGUGAGGUAUUGCCUUCAACAUCAGCCACCAAGCGUUUUCCUACAGCAGUUCUGUGCGUCUUGCGCUUGCCAUCCUUUCUUAAAUUAUAAGUGGUGACAGUAAUAUCUUAACCCAAGAAGGAGAGCAGAGAGCAUUGCUUUAGAUCAGGGGUCAGCAAACUUUUUCAGCAGGGGACCGGUCCACUGUCCCUCAGACCUUGUGGGGGGCCGGACAGUAUUUUGGGAAAAAUAAUAAUAAUGAAUUCCUGUGCCCCACAAAUAACCCAGAGAUGCAUUUUAAAUAAAAGGGCACAUUCUACUCAUGUAAAAACACGCUGAUUCCUGGACUGUCUGUGGGCCGGAUUUAGAAGGUGAUUGGGCUGGAUCUGGCCCCCGGGCCUUAGUUUGCCUAAACAUGCUUUAGAUGGAGCUGGUAAAAAGCUUUCCCAGAUUCUGCUAUUACUUGGACACUGGGGUGGACAAGGAGUGCACCGUCCAAGGGAGUUGUCUCUCUUUUCUCUGGCUCACUGUGUUUGUCGGUCAUAAAUACUUCGGUCUUCUCUAGAUUUGGCUUCCUUGAUUUGCCUGCAGCCUAGGGCUUGCUGAUCGGAAGGUCGGCAGUUCGAAUCCCUGCGACGGGGCGAGCUCCCGUUGCUCGGUCCCUGCUCCUGCCCACCUAGCAGUUUGAAAGCACGUCAAAGUGCAAGUAGAUAAAUAGGUACUGCUCCGGCAGGAAGGUAAACGGCGUUUCAGUGCGCUGCUCUGGUUCGCCAGAAGCGGCUUAGUCAUGCUGGCCACAUGACCCGGAAGCUGUCUGCGGACAAACGCUGGCUCCCUUGGCCUAUAGAGUGAGAUGAGCGCCGCAACCCCAGAGUAGUCUGCAACUGGACCUAACGAUCAGGGGUACCUUUACUUUAGCUUUGAGCUUUGAGCUAGGCACUGGAGGCAGGACUGGGGUUAAGAUGAGAAGGGAGACACAGGAUGGAGUGGUAUCAGCAUAUGGGUGGAAUCUUGCUCCAAAUCUGUUAGUUUCAGCUGGUAGCUUCUUGCACCUUAAACAGGAGCAGGGGCAAACAAGAGAAGCAAUCGGUGGCAUCCACCUUGCCAAGAACAAGGGAAGCAGUCCAAGAAUUUUCCUGUGAGCAGCCCUCCUUACAGUUCAUAACAAAGUUUCUAAAAUAUCAGCAGCUUGCCGUUCUGAUUUCUAAGCAUAUAAAUUAUCAACCAGGAUCGCAUUCAGUGUCAGGCCUACGAAGCCGGCGUAAUUUACGCGGGGGUAAAUUGUGCCAGUAUGGGACACGGGUGGCGCUGUGGGUUAAACCACAGAGCCUAGGACUUGCUGAUCAGAAGGUUGGCGGUUCGAAUCCCCGCGACGGAGUGAGCUCCCGUUGCUCGGUCCCAGCUCCUGCCAACCUAGCAGUUCGAAAGCACAUCAAAGUGCAAGUAGAUAAAUAGGUACCGCUCUGGCAGGAAGGUAAACGGUGUUUCCGUGCGCUGCUCUGGUUUGCCAGAAGCGGCUUAGUCAUGCUGGCCACAUUACCCGGAAGCUGUACGCCGGCUCCCUCGGCCAAUAAAGCGAGAUGAGCGCCACAACCCCAGAGUCGGUCACGACUGGACCUAAUGGUCAGGGGUCCCUUUACAUUUACCUUAAAUUGUGCCAGUGCAACUUAACCCUAUUCCAAACAUUUCAGGAGUGUGGCUACUGACAACUGAGCCAGCCCAGACUUGGCAGAAGGAAAAGAAGCCUUUACUGUAGAACAUUGCUUUUAGAAGGCGGCAUUUAAAUGCGGGCAUUAAACAGCUAUAGUUUAGCUUCCCUUUAGAAACCCGUAUUUCCUGUACAGUACCGUGUUCUUAUUAGGUUUUGCUCCAAGCCUUUGGAAUGAGUUCAGUCAAUGUGUAAUAACUGAAAUGUUUUGGCUGCAGGCUACACUGGCAAUGGGCCUGAGAAUCCCAAUGUGUCCAGGCGCAGCUUAAACAUUAAGCUUAAUUGUCGGUUUCAUUUUGGGGAAGUGUUGGUGAGCCGUUGGUAACUGGCAGACUUAGACACAAGGGUUGGUUAUUUGGUUAUUUGUGACAAGUUGGUUAUCUUAGUUUUCUCAUAUAAGUGUGGAUGCUCUGAUUAUUCUAUUAUCCUGAUGCCUGAGCUUUGACAGAACUGGGACACUUGAGAGAAUCCCUUGAAUAUCAAAGUCUAAAGGAAUGACUUGCAGCUUUCUAAACUGAGAUUCUUGACUAAUGGAAGUAUUACAAGAAAAUGAAGGACUUUGAAAUCUAGGCCACUUGAAGGUUUUACCGAGUGUUUUUGAUGCAGUUUCCUCUGUGCAGGAUUCUUUUGUGUUAGACUUCUGAUGACCAAGACCUCUGUCACCUUGACUAAUCCUGUGCAUUGUUUUUCAUGAGCUUACCCCUCAUGCCCUAAGCAGCUUGAAAGUUAGGCAAUAGCCAAUACAGUGGUACCUCGGGUUACAUACGCUUCAGGUUACAGACUCCGCUAACCCAGAAAUAGUGCUUCAGGUUAAGAACUUUGCUUCAGGAUGAAAACAGAAAUCGUGCUCCGGCGGCGCAGCGGCAGUAGGAGGCCCCAUGAGCUAAAGUGGUGCUUCAGGUUAAGAGCAGUUUCAUGUUAACAACGGACCUCCGGAACGAAUUAAGUACUUAACCCGAGGUACCACUGUAUGCAUAAUUGCUAGCAUCAAGUUAACUGCAGCAUGAGUGUAAACGAAAGACUCCGAAUGGAGCAGGAGUCCGUUAGUAUGGUUGCCAUGGUGACAAUGAAUUUAAUUCUCACAAUCAGAAUUUGGAAGCAGCAUCCAACAAGAAGCAGCUGUUCUAUUUUGCCCUUUAAAAAAUAAAAACAAUCUGCCAGCAUUUUCUUUUUCUCUCUUUUUUUAAUAACUUUUUUAUUCAAAAUUAAAAUGAAACAUAUUAUCCAGAAACAUAUCAUCCUUAUUUUCCCCCCAUUUUUCCUCCCCCCUCCCUCCCCCCACAGAACCCACCCACCCACACCCCCUGACUCCCCUCAGUUCCAGUCUUUGAUUUCUCUAAAAGUGCUGUUUUCGGUAUGUUACACAGUUGUGUAGAUCCUCAAACUAUUUAGCUGAUUAUUAUCAAUAAAAAGUUUGUGAAUGUUUAUUCAAAACCAGCCAAGGAGUCCAGUUCACUUUGUUGCGUCUUCAGAUACUUUGUAAAGGGUUCCCAUUCAUCUUUAAAGUCACAGUUAUCCUUGUCCCGUAGCUUGUAUGUCAGUUUUGCCAGUUCUGCAUAGUCCAUCAUUUUUUCCUUCCAUGAUUCUUUAGUUGAGGUUUCUUCAGUCUUCCAUCCUUGUGCUAUUAAAACUCUUGCGGUCGUUGCCGCAUACAUGAAGAUGUUUUUCAGCUUUUUUGGCAGCUCUUUCCCUAGAACUGCCAGCAUUUUCUCGAUUGAGCAGGUAACCCCCAGGCUGCCAGCAGUGGCGGAGGGGCGGUCUGCCCUGGGUGCCACCUCUAAGGGGGGGGGACAAGAAGGCACCCCAUGGAGGGCUCACCCCGCCGCCCCCGGGCGCGGCGGCGUAAGCUGCCACCAUCGCACAGCCGCAUGCAGAGGAUCCUCUGCUCACGGCGGCAGCGGUGAGAUCCUGCAACUGUCCAUACGGCGCUCAAGCGGCACCAUCAGCAAACCGCCCAGCUGCGCAUGCACUGUCCGUAGCGGUGCUGUGCAUGCGCCAUAUGUAGCGGUCCCUCGCAUGCACCGUGGGGCGGUUUGCUGGCAUUUGAGUUCCGUACGGAUGUAGGUGGGAUCCCUCCGACGCCACUGCAGCUGUGAGCAGAGGAUCCCACUGCCGUCCGUACGUCGCUCGAGUGGCGCUCUCAGCAAAUGGCCCCGUGGCGCUUGUGCAGUGCUGCUACGUACGGCGCAUGCGCUGAGGCACUGAGGUCCAGCGCCGAGGGCCUUCUGGCGGUUCCCUCGCUGCGAGAAGCCAAGUUACAGGGAACCAGGCAGAGGGCCUUCUCGGUAGUGGCACCCGCCCUGUGGAACGCCCUCCCACUAGAUGUCAAAGAGAAAAAGAACUACCAAACUUUUAGAAGACAUCUAAAGGCAGCCCUGUUUAGGGAAGCUUUUCAUGUUUAAUAGGUUAUUGUAUUUUAGUGUUUUGUUGGAAGGUGCCCAGAGUGGCUGGGGGGGACCCAGCCAGAUGAGCAGGGUAUAAAUAAUAAAUAAUUAUAAUUAUUAUUAUUAUUAUUACUGCUACGUACGGCGCAUGCGCCGCCGAGCAGUUUGCCCCGACACCCUGCACCAAGUGUCGGUUAGCCUUCCCUCGCCCCUGGCUGCUAGGCCAGUCUCUGCCAUUGUGUCAUUAAUGCUGCCACACCUUACAGUCCUCUGACUGUUGGAGUGGGAACUGUUUGCAUCAUUUCUAAAGUCUUUUUUGUUUAAUGACAUCUAUGCCCUUUUUCGCCCUUUUUCUCUCCCUCCUGUCACUUCAUUUCAGCAGUCCUCUCCUCCUCCUUCAAGUCUCCUUUUCUUUCUCCCGGACUUUUGCCUGCAGCCACAAGGGAAGAGUUGCCUCAGCGGUUGGCCUCUUUCCCAACCUCUCAUUUAUGUCUGAGAAAAUGGAAGGUUUUUUGUACUCCCAAAAAAGAGAAAUAAAAUUCCCCAAAAGGAGAAGUAAAACAUAGCAUGCUGGUUUUAUUACUUAAAUAUACUUAAAUAUACAGUCAUACUUUGGGUUACAGACGCUACAGGUUGCGUUUUUUCAGGAUGUGGACCGCCGAAACCUGGAAGAACCGGAACAGGUUAUAGUGGUACCUCGGGUUAAGUACUUAAUUCGUUCCGGAGGUCUGUUCUUAACCUGAAACUGUUCUUAACCUGAAGCACCACUUUAGCUAAUGGGGCCUCCCACUGCCGCCGCUGCCACUGCAAGAUUUCUGUUCUCAUCCUGAAGCAAAGUUCUUAACCCGAGGUACUAUUUCUGGGUUACGGGAGUCUGUAACCUGAAGCGUAUGUAAUCCGAGGAACCACUGUACUUCCAGGUUUUGGCGGUCGCGCAUGCGCAGAAGCUCUAAAUUGCAACCCGCGGUGCACAGACAGGCCACUGCAGGUUGCGAAUGUGCAUCCCGCACGGAUCACGUUCGCAACCUGAGUGUCCGCUCUACUGCUCUUGUUUGUUUUUUAAAAAAAACCUGCUUGACAUUUACAAUUUCUGAAAUUGUGUUGGAAAGUCUUUGCAGCCUGAUUCUAAACACAUUCCCUCCGAGCUAAUACUGAUUUUAGUUGGGACUGCUAAAGCUGCUGCCUUAAUUUGCAUUGUGCGGGCUGAUUCACAUGUCAUCUGUGGAUGGUUUUGCAUAAGUGGGAGCCAGCCUCGUCUCUGCAUUACCAGAAAAAAGGUACUGUUUGAGGUGGUAAUAUAUGGAUCUCACUUUUGGAUAGAUUCCUAUCCAUUACUGAGUAUGUGGGCCUGAUCAGGAGUGAGAGAGUUGUACUGAAACCUCAAUUAUUAUUUUCUUUCCAAGUAUGCAGACGUGAGAGUGACUCUCAUUUGUGCUAACCAAGAAGAAUGCCGUGUCUGAAUCAGCCGUGAGACUCAAAAAUAAGUUGUGCUCAUUUCGUUUGAGUAGCUCGCCUUCCUUUGCCUUUUACUGUGUAGCAUUUAGCUGGUGGUUUUGAUACAUAUCUUUUUGAUGUUGCUGUCCUCAGAUGAUUCUUAAUACCCAGUAUGAAAGUAUAGCUUUUAAUGUACGUUGUGGUUGAUCACUUCAGUUAUUCCAGAUUCAGAAUUUGGAUUUCUCUAAACAAAUGCUGCUAAACUAAUGUUUAAAACAAUUUUUUCCCCUCUGGAAGAUUUUUACAGGGCGGUAAACCAGAAAUGGAUUCAGAAGGCUAAAGAAAUAAAGAAUCUAACAACUCUUUCCGUGGCGGGAGGAUUUCGAGAUUAUCAAGUUCGUUCAGGAUUGGCUUUUCUGCCCCAAACAAGUCAUCAAAGCAGUGCCUUAUGUGUUGUGGUAAACUAAGCACCCAUUCUUUUAAAAUUAAAGUAAUAUUUACAGAUUUGGGGAUAAGUAAUUUGCAACCCUAGGGCUCUUGUACACACUGAAGGAUUCUUGUUAAAGGUAUUGCAUAUUUAAUCCUUGCCCUGGCAUUUACCGUAUUUUUUGCUCUAUAAGACUCACUUUUUCCCUCCUAAAAAGUAAGGGGAAAUGUGUGUGCGUCUUAUGGAGCGAAUACAGGCUGUGCAGCUAUCCCAGAAGCCAGAACAGCAAGAGGGAUUGCUGCUUUCACUGCGCAGUGAUCUCUCUUGCUGUUCUGGCUUCUGAGAUUCAGAAUAUUUUUUUUCUUGUUUUCCUCCUCCAAAAACUAGGUGCGUCUUGUGGUCUGGUGCGUCUUAUAGAGCAAAAAAUACGGUACUUUAACCGGAGUAAUUAAAGUUGUAUUCUAGAUUCAGCUCUCGGUCCCAGUGGAAACAGUGACACUUGUUACCAAACAAAUGUGGAUUCCCUAUAAGAUUAGAAGUGUAAUGCUUGGGCCAGUAUAUAAACGUUUUUCUCCCAAAUUCCUUUUCUGAUAAAAGGGCCUAGCAGGAAGAAAUAAGAAGUCCUACUGGACAUGACUAAGAGAUGGGGCUUGCCUAAUUAAAGAAAAUUUUUGGAUUCUGUCUAAAGACUGCAGUCCUGCAUUCAGCUGGCUGAACAGAAGGAUCCAAAGAAUCACACAUCAAAUUUUUACAUAUCCAAAGACACUUUUAACAUUCCCCUUCCCGAACAGCCGCUCUCCGUGCUACAUAGCUGUCAACCGUCCCUUAUUUGGCGGGAAAGUCCCUUAUCCCAGCGCCAUGUCCCGCUGCUGUCCCUUAUUGAUGAUGUCCCUUAAAUUUCCUGGGUUUCAAAGGAAGCAGCUCCUCUACCUCCCUCCCUGCCGCCCAGGGAGGAGGGAGGCUCCAACUGUGUUGCUUGGCUGCGUUGCUCCCCCAAUAAGGAGUCUUAAGAACGACUGGGGGGCGGAGCUUGCAUGCCUUGUGCCGAUCAAAUCGGCCACGUUGCCUGGGGACUCGCCUUUGCUCAGUGCUUCCCAGCGGAGAGGUGAUGGUGGUUUUCCUUGCUGCAUCCCCUUUGCUGGGUUGCUGUGCUUGAGGCUUCGUUUGGCUGUUGGCUGGGCUUUCUGCCUUUGGCUCAGAGGGGCUCAGAAAUUGAACAUACAUGUGCUCUGAAAAUCCCUUAUUUUGGCUGCUGAUCCCUUAUUUUCGAGGCUGCUGGUCCCUUAUUUUCAAAUCUGUAAGUUGACAGCUAUGCCGUGCUACAUGCCAAACCAAUUUUGACACUGAGUUGCAGUUCUGAGGCAUAGUCAUCUGCUAUUACAGGGCGAAAGGCAGAACUUCUGCUGUUCUGUGCAUGUCUAAACUAGCCCUUUGAAUCCCUGCCGUUGGGAUUUUAGCUGUGGGCAGGAUUUCAGCAAUGUGAUUUCUUCAUUAAGAUAAUAUUAAAUGUUUCUCAUUAGUAAUUUUUGAAAAGAAGUAACAGAAAUCUCUUCUUAAAUAGACUUCAGCCAUUCCUCGUGUCUGGGCUUCAACAGACCAUCUCUCCAUAGUUUGGUAAGCAGCUAGAACCAGAUUAGGUACCCGAAUUGACUCUUCUUUUGUUGCUUGAUUUCAUUUUUAUCUGUAGUUUUUAUAACUAGCCUUUUCCCCUUACACUCUUUUUAUAGGUGUAAAGAAUUGAUCUUGGCUACCAUCCGAGCAUUUUUUGACCUUAUUGAUGAAAACACUAAGCAGGUUUGUAUUUCUGUUGUAAAUAGUGAUGGUAUUAAUGUUAAUUUGAAUCCAUAUUCUGUCUUGGGUUUAGUAUAAAUAUGCUUCAUUGCGACCAAACUUAAGUUAAAAUUCUUCUGAAAUCACGUGUUAAUUCUUAGAUAACAGAAGAUCCACAGAAGAGAAUGCUAGUGUUAAAUCAUCACUUUCUGAGGCACCCUGCAAAAUUAUAUGAAGAGAGCCCUGAAUCUGUUGCUGAACUAACAGGUUAGCUUAUUUUUUUUUUAAUACAAGAUCAGGGUUGGUAGUGAGUCUAAGCAAAAUGGGUUUGAAAUAAGCUGUGUUUUCUGGUGAAACUAAACACUGGGAGCUCCUUUUCCUACCUGAUGCUUUACUUGGGCUUUUCCCAUUUGUGCACAUAGCACCAAACCAUGGUUUAGCAUUGUAUAUGCCAGGCUCCUAGGUCUCGGCUUCCUCCCCCCAUUUGGCUGUAGAUAAGCAGGACAAAGCGAAAAGAGUCCCUUACCAUGUAAUGAUCACAGCAAAUGAACAAAGCAUCCAUUCUCGGAAUGAAGGUGUUCCCAGUUAAGGAUUCCACCCACUUCCUUCCUAGUCACUUCCGCAUCUUGCAACCUGAUCUCGCAACCACCCUUCUUGUUGUGUAGCCACCUUAUCUGCUCUACGUGACCUUGGACUGAUAGGCUGAAAACUUUCCAGGGAGAGAGUGCCUGUUAGCUCUCUCUCUUCCUGUUCUUCACUUUGUUGUUCACCCCCCAGUUCUUCCCAACUUUUGUCUUCAGAACUAUGCCCCUCUGUAAACCGCUGUUCCAAAUCUAUACUGCUCCACUGCUCUUGGGCACCUCAGAAUCCUGGUCGGGGGAGGGGGAGGCUCCCACCAUUCCCCAUCAGAGCAGUACUCCUCAGCCUGGUCUCUGACAGUAUAUGAACAUGGCCUGUGUGUGGCUUCUCUAACUUCUUGAACCAACUUCAUACUGCACCAUCACCACCACAUUAUUUUAGGGGGAGAGUUCACAGAACGAACUAGUUCUAAGUUGGUGCUAUACUUUCAUGUCAUUAAAUCUUGGGUGGUUUAGUACAACACCAUCAGGGAAAUGGAUCUUUGUAUAUUCUUAAGCUUAUUCCUUAUUUGUAUGAAGUCCGGUCCUCGGCAGAUAUCAUGGCUUGAUACUAUUUGAAGUUAGAAAGUGAAAAAACCAAAACAGUGGUGGUAAUUUUGUAGGAAGUGAGGAAGAAUUUUAUUCCUGGAUGUGUGAAGAGUGAUGUUGCUUGAUUGCAGGAGAAGUAAACUGGAUCCAGAUUAAAACUUCAAAAUGGUCCUAUACAGUGUACAAUGUGAGUUGCGUUGAUUUCUUCUUUUAACUGUAACUUGUUUAAUUUCGGAUAGAUGACAUGGGAAGCUGCCCAGGAGGCAAAUGCAGCAACUUAAGGCCUGCUUAUUUGAUCCCUGGAACUCUUCACGGGCCACAACUCCACUCCACCAGCCAAACUCUUCACUGGCCCUGGUCCACACUCACGUGUAUUUUGCCUGCCUGAAAUGCUUGUUGGGCUGGAGAAUAGGUGUAUGUGUGUGUGUGUGUGUGUGUGUGUGUGUGUGUGUAGAAUGCAGCCUACUGUUGUGCUGCCCAUUUUUGCCUCUGGCCCCACUCGCCUCUAGCAUACGGCCCUUGUAAGGUGGCCCAGAAGGGAGUUCAGCCUUGGGCUGCUUUGAUGAGAUCUGCAACCCUAAGGUAAAGGGACCCCUGACCAUUAGGUCCAGUCGUGACCGACUCUGGGGUUGCGGCGCUCAUCUUGUUUUAUUGGCCAAGGGAGCCGGUGUACAGCUUCCGGGUCAUGUGGCCAGCAUGACUAAGCCGCUUCUGGGGAACCAGAGCAGCACACGGAAACUCUGUUUACCUUCCCACUGGAGUGGUACCUAUUUAUCUACUUGCACUUUGACGUGCUUUCGAACUGCUAGGUGGGCAGGAGCAGGGACCGAGCAACGGGAGCUCACCCCGUCGUGGGGAUUCGAACCACCGACCUUCUGAUCGGCAAGUCCUAGGCUCUGUGGUUUAACCCACAGUGCCACCCGCGUCUCCAAACCUACCUUAUACCAAAUCAGACUCUCCAGGGUUUCAGACGGGUCUUGUUUCCCAGUCGUACCUGGAGAUGCCAAGUAUUGAUCCUGAGACCUUCUGCCUGCAAAGUAUGUGCUCUGCUUCUGAGCUUUUGGCCCACCCCCAGUAGACUGUCCAGGACUGUACAUGGCUAAUGGUGAUUGGAAACCAUGUCUGCUCAAUCCCAUUCCAGCAGUUCUCCAAACUACUACAGUUUCAAUUCAGCAUGUUUUUGUCCUUUUCUGAACAGGAAUCGGAUGGAAAAUACUUUACUUUCCCUCUCUCAGGCCAUCGAAAACCAUACAGUCAUGUCUACUGUCAAAGCAGUAUGUUGGUGAGAAAUUGCUUUCCUUUGUGGCUUGACUUAACUUAUGUAUUUAUAGUAAGAAAAUGAUUUAAAUACUUUCACUAUUUUGUAUGCCAAGCUAUAAUGUGUAUUCUUACCUCUCUUUCUCCCCCACAUACCUGUUUUAUCUAUCAGGACACAAAUAGUUGGAUAUAUGGCUGUAUAAACAGUUCCUCACCUGUGUGGUAAAUAUAUUUUACAUUUCAUAAACAAGUAAAAUAGAACUGUUUGCAGAAGAUACUUCUGCAAAUUACUGCUGUUUUUAAUGUUCAUUUAAAAAUAAGGUUUGGUUUUGUAUUUGCUUAAAACGAGUGGUUCUUAGUUCUGUUUUGUUUUCAUUUUUGUGUUAUAUUUUCUGGCCUCUUCCGACUGUUGUGACAUACUAGGAAUUUAAGCCACCCUUAAACCUGCCUUAAUCCACUUCUUGGAUUAGGAGAAUCCCUAUAAUCCCAUGGUUAGCUGUGUAUUUGGCUUUAAUGAAUAGGAUUCCCCUGGGGACUGGUGGAUUUUGAACAUAUUCAAAAUUAGCUUAAGCACCCUGCAGUUAUAUUUAAAUACUGAAGAAAGAACAUUAAUAUAGCCAUAUUAUAUCACAUUUAGCACUGUAACACUUUCAUAUGGUUUAUCUAGUACAUGAGAAAGCAUUUUCAGUGUUCAAAAUACCGGUAGUUCUUGCUCAAGGAAAGGCCUUUCAGUAUUUGUUUGCAAUAUGCCAAUUUAUACAUUAACAGUCUUCCAUGUAUUCCUUAGCCAUUAUUUUAUUGUUUCCACUGACCGGUGACCAAAAUGUUUGCACAAAAUGGCAAGUUAAGAAUUUUUAAAUUUUUGGUUUUUUGGUAAAACAUCCUUUAACUUUCUCUAAGAGGAUGACAACAAUAUAUAGAGGGAGUUUAUGUCUGCUUGCUGCCUUCCCUUUAUAACUUCCAUGUAGAAAUCUGCAGAACAGCUUAUUUGCUAAUUAGCUGUUGUGCAGGAACAUCAGACACAGUAAAUAUCUGGACCAGUGGUAAAGGAUAGUUUCUGCAGAGAAGGAAGGGAAUAAAAGCUUGGGGGGGGGGAGGCAAAGUUGUUGUGUUUGUUUUAGUUUUGCCAAAAGUUAUUGAGCUUUUUGGGCAAAAUUGGAAAAAAACAGACAUUUUUGAGCUUUUUAAAAAGUAAAGGUAAAGGUAAAGGGACCCCUGACCAUUAGGUCCAGUCGUGACCGACUCUGGGGUUGUGGUGCUCAUCUCACUUUAUUGGCCAAGAGAGCCAGCAUACAGCUUCUGGGUCAUGUGGCCAGCAUGACUAAGCCGUUUCUGGCAAACCAGAGCAGUGCAUGGAAACGCCGUUUACCUUCCCACCGGAGCGGUACCUAUUUAUCUACUUGCACUUUGUGCUUUCAAACUGCUAGCUUGGCAGGAGCAGGGACCGAGCAACGGGAGCUCACCCCGUCGCGGGGAUUCAAACCACUGACCUUCUGAUCGGCAACCCACAGCGCCACCCGCGUUUUAAAAAGUAAAAUUGCUCAAAACAACACUGCUGACAUGAGGUGCCAUACACCCGCAUUUUUCUGGACAUUUUGCCGAUUUCCACCUAGACACUGCUUCCAACAGCAGUAUUCCAGUUAUGUCUGGGAAAUUCCAAACGUAUGGCAACCCUGUUCACUAUGGUUUGCUGAAACAAGCCAACUUCACAAAUUACAGUUGGAAGGUGGCUUAUUUCAACCAAGUACAGUUAAAAUUAACCACAGUUUGUCGAGAUUAAAAAAUUGCAACAUGCUACAGUGAAUCUGAAUUGAUGCUUUUGAAUUAUGGUGCUGGAGGAGACUCUUGAGAGUCCCAUGGACUGCAAGAAGAUCAAACCUCUCCAUUCUGAAGGAAAUCAGCCCUGAGUGCUCACUGGAAGGACAGAUCCUGAAGCUGAGGCUCCAAUACUUUGGCCACCUCAUGAGAAGAGAAGACUCCCUGGAGAAAAGCCUGAUGUUGGGAAAGAUGAAGGGGACAAGGAGAAGGGGACGGCAGAGGACGAGAUGGUUGGACAGUGUUCUCGAAGCUACCAGCAUGAGUUUGACCAAACUGGGGGAGACAGUGGAAGACAGGAGUGCCUGGCGUGCUCUGGUCCAUGGGGUCACGAAGAGUCAGACAUGACUAAACGACUAAACAACAACAGUGAAUCCAAAAUGGAAGUGAAAGCUUCUAAACACUUCAGAAUUGUGGCCAGAGUCAAACUUUUUGUGUCUUAUCUCCAUAAUUUUAGAAUGUGGUUAUUGUGUUACAGUUUCUUGCCUGAGGGCAUUUACACCUACAUUUCCACAAAGGCCUAAUUUGACACUCUGGCCACUACACCACAUUAGCUAUAGGUAUCAAUAAUAGUGAUAUUAGAGUUGCUUUCUAAACUUGCUUACCAAUUAAAAUAUACCAUUGUGCAUAAGAAACUUGAAAUAAAUAUUCAUGAACAACAUCUAGCAUGGUUCUCUAAUCUCUAAUAAUUUUUAUCUUAAUUUUCUACAGUCUGCGAGGUGUUGAUUUGAGUUGGAAAACUGAAUUACUGCCAACAGUUAAGGUAAAAAUUGUACCAUUUCCUUGAAAACUAAACACUUGUUUGUUUAUUCAUUAUUUAAGAGAAUAUAAAUGUUCUGUGCACUUAAACACUAAUGAAUCCACUUAAACACAUUUUGAAGAGCUUCUGUGAUAAAAUUAACAGUUCCAGUUUUUCCUUGUGGUUUAAGUGCUCUGCUGGAGACUUGGAAAUUAUUUUCACCAUGAUUUUUUUAAAAGACUCAAAAUACACUUUGCAGGCCAGUUAAACAUUACUUUUGCAUGUAUUGUCUUUCUAGACUGUGACUCUGAAACUUCAAGAAUAUCCUUCUUUGUCUCAUCUUGUGCUUCAUGUACCAGCCGUCAAUGGUAAUAAGGUAAUAGAGAGGAGUGUCUAGUUUGUGUGUGUUUAAAACCAAUACCACCUGAGUAUUUUACAUAACUUUUCCUGAAAUGUUGUGUUUUUUAGCGCAUGCUAUAGCUUGUGAUGAGAACUGUUGCUUUCUUUUAACAAAUGACCCAAGUCUUUGCUGUUAGACCAGGCAUGGGCAAACUUGGCCCUCCAGAUGUUUUUAAGACAACAAUUCCCAUCAUCCCUGACCACUGGUUCUGUUAGCCAGGGAUGAUGGGAAUUGUAGUCCCAAAACAUCUGGAGGGCCAAGUUUGCCUGUGCCUGUGUUAGACUAUUGAUGGAUUGACUGCAAGAGUUGUUUGCCUCUGUAGUAUCUGGGGUAAAGCACAAACCAUGCUUUAGGCUCCACAAGAGAGCCUAAAAUAUGCCUUAGUUCCAAAUGACACGUUUGAGAAUCUGCAGAACAUUUGCAGGUGAUGCAGAAAUGACCACUAUGCUUAUUUCUGUUUACUAAUACAGUGGUACCUCGGGUUAAGUACUUAAUUCGUUCCAGACAUCCGUACUUAACCUGAAACUGAUCUUAACCUGAAGCACCACUUUAGCUAAUGUGGCCGCCGCGCUGCCGGAGCAUGAUUUCUGUUCUCAUCCUGAAGCAAAGUUCUUAACCCGAGGUAAUAUUUCUGGGUUAGCGGAGUCUGUAACCUGAAGCAUAUGUAACCCGAGGUAGCACUGUAAGGUGAUUUGUUAAGUUUAUGGUUGAGUCAGCUCUCGAACCCAGUUCUCCUGGUGUGAAGUUUAAUACAGUGGAACCUCAGUUGCCGAACAUAAUCCGUUCCAGAAGACCGUUCGACUUCCUAAACGUUCGACAACCAAGGCGCAAUUGCCAGUCGGUAAAAUCCAUUGAAAAAAUGGAGAAACGCACCUCGGAAGCCGUUCGACUUCCGAGGCGUGUUCAAAAAUGGAAGCAUUCACUUCCGGGUUGUCAGCGUUCAAAAGCCGAAACAUUCAACUUCCGAAGCGUUCGACAAUUGAGGUUCCACUGUACCUUGUCUUGGUUUUCAACUUUGUGAGGAUGAAAUGCUAUGUGGACCACUGCCAGAAAUUCUAGAAAUCACUUUGUAUUUCUUUGUUGCAGUUUACUUUGGACUGCGAGUUCUUUAACGAAGCUUCAAGAACAGUACAGCUUCCUGUGACCCACCUUUUUUCAUUUGGUAGGCCUCCUUCGCUGCAUUUGGCAAAUUCAUGAUUCUGGUUUCCGUGUAUUUAAAUAAUUAUUUCUUGUUAAUUGUGACUCUAAAGACUGAAAUCUUUAAGAUAAUAUUUUAGUUUUCUGUUGAUUACGUUGCUUUGACUGUAUACUCUAUCUUUGACUUUCCUCAGAUUGUUUUAUUGAUGUUUUAAUAUUCUGUACACCACUUUGAGAUUUUUCUUAAAAAUAUAAAGCGGUAUAGAAAUGAAAUAAGUAAUAAUAAUAAUUUACUGACUACUUCUGACAUGAGGCAUUACUUUCUACAGGGCUUUCUUCAAGCAAAAUUGUAUUAAAUUCAACUGGUCUUAUUCACAAGGUUCAGCUUCAACAUUUUGGUCAGGUAUAAAUACUGAUUUAUAAUUAUUAUUAUUAUUUCAGGUACAUAUGUUUUCUGUUUUGGGUUAGUUCUUUUGGGGAGUUCUAGUAAACUAACAUGUAUUGCAUUGUUACAUUUGUUUAGAUAUACCAAGCUUUUAACAUCCUUAUAGAGAGCCGCUGCCAGUCACUUAAAGGUAAAUUUAUUUCCAGAAAUCACUUUUAAACCAGUGUUGGGGGGGGGAGGGAAUCCUUUGAUGUACCUCAUUACUUGCAUGCUCUUAUUUUUGUAAUGUCAUUCGUUCUGUAGUCUUCAUUUCUAAGUUCAUUUUGUAGUCUGACUUGCUGUAAAAUUAACCUUAUUUGAUUAUUAUUUUUUGGCUUUGUUUACUGAUGUGGGUAGUUGACAGCACAAUUCCAUGUACUGUAUUGAAACCUACUGAUUCACAUUUGAGCAAGGCACAUCCAAUAUUAAGGCCCACCUUCCUCUUCCCUGCUUUUAAAAUCUCCCAAUUUUUGUUCGUUUUUCUUCAGUUUUGCUGAGAUUUCAUAACAGUCUUCUUCUUUUCUUGAAGUAUAGUUUCAGUAGCUGAGCUUGCCAGUUCAUUACAAAGCACUCUACAAUUCAGAUCAUUUUUUCUGCAGUACCCCAGCUUGAUUUCAUAUUAUGUUAACUCUUUUAGCUGAUAGAUAUAUAUCAGGUAUGAAAGGUCUGUUAAUCUAGAAGAUUUGAUCUGAACUACUAUCUCAAGUUUAGCAGGUGAACUAGUGAACUACAAAUAAGCUAAGGUAUCAGCAUGUGGAGAUAUUUGCUUAAAUCAGCCAAUUGGAGUGUGUGUUUCAGAAUCCAUUAUUUUUUGUUUGCUCUUAUCAUGGGUAAGGGGGGAAAGGACUGUUACAAGAACUUUUUUUUUUAAACGGUUGAUUUAAAAAUUGAUGGGUACUUGGGAGGCAAAUUUAAGCUUACUUUUAAUGCAAAGGCAAAAUUCAUUUUAGUCCAUAGAUUUUAAUAUUCUUAAUCCCUUAUUUAUUGGGGUAUUUCCUGAGCAUCACAAGAUUGGGCUGAAAUGUUUGAAAGAAAAUAAAGUGUGUGUGUGUGUGUGUGUGUGUGUGUGUGUGUGUGUGUGUUUCUUCCCCUCAAAUGGAGCUAAAAUAUUUUCUAAUGUAAGUGAUAACUGAGAUGUGACAGUAGAUUCAGGACUCUGCUUCAUUAAUGGGGUGUGGACUGAGAAUUUUAUUUGAUGAUUUUAUCACUGGUGAGCACCUGGUGUGUCCUGGUAAACCAGCUAAAUGUGUGUUGCCACUGAGCUAAGUUUUAUUCUAAACUCUGUUCUGAUCGUUUAGAUUUGGUAUACAGUGGUACGUCUGGUUAUGUACUUAAUUCGUUCUGGAGGUCUGUACUUAACCUGAAACUGUUCUUAACCUGAAGCACCACUUCAGCUAAUGGGGCCUCCCGCUGCUGCCGCACGAUUUCUGUUCUCAUCCUGAAGCAAAGUUCUUAACCCGAAGUAUUAUUUCUGGGUUAGCGGAGUCUGUAACCUGAAGUGUAUGUAACCUGAAGCAUAUGUAACCCGAGGUACCCCUGUAUAUAGAUCCCUGUGUGGGCGAGAGAGGAAUUAAAUGUGUGCAAAUGUAGUUGGUAUCCCUAAGAUGCCUAAAUUUGUUUUCUAAUCUGUUUAUGUUUCAGAGGGAAGCUUUCAGUUCAUAUGUAUGAGAUGGUAUAUGUGCUGUGUGUUUGUGUGUGUGUGUGUGUGUGUGUGUGUGUGAGAGAGAGAGAGAGAGAGAGAGAGAGACCCAUUGGAAACAUGGUGAUGUGGAUAGGAUGCAAAUAUUAUUCCUUUCAUUAAAGUCAGCAGCUUUCAGGGUUCACAGUGGUAAAAUGACUGGUUCAUUAUGCUGCAGGCACACAACAUUUAAAAUGAACCUGGUUUGCUCUUGAGGUUCUCCUCUUGCCCCCGCCCCAGAACUUGCAGGUUAGCAUUAAUAACAAGGCAUGGUCUUUCGUUGUCCGUUGUGUUAGCAGACUGCCAGUUUGUUACUUGAUCUUUUGUAGUUAUCCUUUCCCUAAUCCAAACUGAUUCGCUUUGUCUUGGGUAGUACUUGGAUGUUAGGCAUUACAAAGGCAGAUUUAUGUGGCUGGGCUUUUUCACUUAUGAUCACACAGCAAUCACACAGCAGCUUGGCAUCUUGAAAUCUCCCGUUUAUGCCAGCAAGGAUGUGUAGAACCUUAUCAUCCUCAUGCCCAAGAAGUGCGUGUCAGUGCAGAGAGGAAGCUUAUGCAUCGUAAGCCUGGCACUUUUAAAUUGCCACUUGAACUGGGUGGACGGCACUCUCCUUAAUGUUGGCAAUCUAAUGCCACUUAAGAGUGGAAACGGAUGAAGUGAACAUACAUUUUCUGUUCUGUGAAUGACCUUCCCAUUUAUCUUGCUGAGUGGCACAGUUGCCAUUUCUCUUUGCUCUUGUUGUACUUCAUAAGCCUCUUUCUAUUUCUUUCACUGUGCCUGCCUGCAGAGUUGGAAUUGGGUAAAUGAUGAUACCACACAGCCCUAAUAUUAAGUCUGCCGUGCUGCUUGAGUCUGCAGUGUGACGUGAAUAAUGAGAAGUGUGGCUCAAUGCAAAAUUAUCUCAAUAAUAAAAGACACAUUGGCAAAGAAGCAAAAAAAUUAAAAUGCCGAUCAUUAGAGAUUGUGAGCAACUGGGAGAUGGUUAUUGGAAUAAGAGAAUUACACAUUACAGUGGUACCUCGGGUUAAGUACUUAAUUUGUUCCGGAGGUCCGCUCUUAACCUGAAACUGUUCUUAACCUGAAGCACCACUUUAGCUAAUGGGGCCUCCUGCUGCCGCUGCGCCGCCAGAGCACGAUUUAUGUUCUCAUCCUGAAGCAAAGUUCUUAACAGGAGGUAAUAUUUCUGGAUUAGCGGAGUCUGUAACCUGAAGCAUAUGUAACCCGAGGUACCACUGUAUUGUUAUUUCAGUUGUUGUUACAUUUCAUUACAAUUCUACAACCAUACAUUCUAGCUGUUUUAUGACUAUUUUUUAAGUGUUAAGAUUUAAAGAAACAAAAAGAGAGUCAAAUGACAUUUGGGCGUCAUUCUUGGUCUCUCAUGUCACAGCAGAACCUAAGGUGUUGUAAAACACUCCUUGGACUUGCUUUUUGAUAGCGUGAUACGUUUUGAAAAGUUUAUUUGUUUGUUGUAGCAGAGUCCUUUUGUAGUGGCCUGAUUUAAACUGUAUUUCAUCACGUGCUUGGCUCUUUGUUUUAUUAUGUACUUUCAUUUGCUUCUUUCAGAAAGGAAAGCUACUGUGUACCAGCUUCAUAUACCAUGGUCCUAUGAAGACUCUUUAACUUUGUCACAGUAAGAGUUUAUUUGAUUUCUUUAUGUCACUGAAAAGUCUCACACCUUAGGACUUCCAUAUAUGAUAUGAAUGCGUUCUCACAAUAUGCAGGUGAAUAGGACCACAAAAUUUGGUAUAGCAAAUGAUCUUAACGUCAGAGUUUUUAAGGAAGGGUGAAGGUUUUGUGUGUAACAACAAAACACCGAAUAAUAGUUAAGUAGCCAGAAGAUUCCUACUAAUGCCCGUUUCUUCCCAAGUCCACAUGAGACAUGGCUUUGUCAUGAUGCUUCCAUGUGUAUGCCUCUCCUAGAAUCUUUCCAAAAAGGUAUCAUCAGUUGGAAGAGGCUUGAGCAGUGAAUAUGUUGCUGGUCACUUAUUCAUAGGUUCAAGCAGUCCCUUUACUUUAAUAAAUUAUUCCUCCUUGCUGGCAGUGUUAUCUCCACUGGUUAAAACCAUGGCUUCUACCCUAAUCAGAGUUUGCAAACUAGCUUCAACCAUAGUUUCAAAUGAUAUGGAAACUUUGAUAAGCGGUAGGUAAUGCCACUUCUUAAAUGAAUGACAGCUCUGAAUGUCUCGUUUUUAGCUCGUCAUUAAAAAACAACAACCAGUGGAACCUGCAGCAAAAGCUAGCACUGUAUCCUCCUGCACAAAAUGAGUUCUCCUGUCUCAUAAUGCCAUGCACACUUAAAAGGAUCACAUCAGACUUUAUUUUAGAUUGGACAAGUGUUCAUUGCAGAUCAUUAUUAAAAAAAAAUAACCUAACCACCACAGGGUUCCAUCUUCGACUGAGAUUUCUGCAAAGCUGCAUAUUGCCCAGCCUGAAAAUGACACUGCUGUUCCAUCGUUGAACAUUUAUUCAUCUUCAGAUUGCCAAUAUGAAGUAAGUAAAAGCCUAUAUGAAGUAAGUAUAAAAAAGAGAGUUACAUUUCCCCUACUUCCCUUCAAAACAAGGCGGCCCAUUUUCUGUAUUGUAGUAAAAGACAGACAGUGGAAGUCUUUUGAUGCACAACUGAAGUGAAGUUCCCUUGGUUGUAUUUAAGCCAACUGAUUUUUGUUAUAUGUCAGAGUAGGAGAGGGCCUUCUUGGUAAUGGCACCCCAGUUUUGGAAUUCUUUAUUUUCCCUGGUCUUUGCUCAGUAAUUAGUGCCUGGGCUAAUCAGUGUUUCCUUAUGAUUGCAAAUGGACUGCUUUGUUUUACCAGAUAUGGUUGCAUCAUUUUACAUGGAUCUGAUUUUUAAAUUGUAACCCGCUCUGGGAUUGCUUUGCAGUGAAACGCUGGUAAUAAAAUAUUUUAAAUAAGAUCAACCGAGCUUUCACCUUUUGUGAAGUGAGCAUUUUAAGAGUGCUGUAUUUAUUUAUUUUCCACUAAAAUGCACAUUUUGCUAUUGUUAAUAAUUCUGAGGAUAAAAAAUAACAAAAAAUAAAGUAUAGUUGCCUGUCACUAAAAAACCCCACAUAAAAUGACACUUAACUAGGUGACGCUUAACAAAGGCCUGGGAAAACAUUCUGUGCUGGAAAAAAAUCUUACCAUGCUACUGAAAAGGCAUAAUGAUUGUACUAAGUGGACUUUGCUGGGAGGGACAUUUCUACAUGCACAAUGCUGGUAAUCCCCCACCAGACCUCCAAUACUUGGGCACAAACAUGUGGUAAUUGGGCAAGCUUUCAGGUUCCUGAGUCCUAAACUGUUUAGGUCUUACCCAUUAACACCAGAAGUUUGAAUUAUGCUUGGAAAUGGAUUGGCAGUUGGUGUAUGUUUAAGAACUAACAAAAUAUGAUCUUGAUGGUCUGUCCACAUAGGAGCUUAGCAUCUGUAUUUUAAGUUUCCAGUCUUCCAAGGCUGAACAGUACAUUGCAGCAGCCUGAACUGGAGCCCAUAAGAGCAUGGUUCCCUGUGGCCCAGCAGUCAGUGUCUAGGAGGGAUUGCAGUUGGUUCACCAGCUGAAAAUAAUGCAAGGCACUUUGUACAAACCAGGGCUUUUUGGGCCUCCAGGGACGCUGCUGGAUUGUUAAACUGCACACCUUAUUUUAUCAUAGUAACUGAGAGUAUUCUCAUUAUUUUGUUCUUAUGCUAUAUUAUUGUUUUGUGUAAAAAAAAAAGCUACUUUUUAAAAUGUGUGUUGCAACUAGGUAAUCAUCAAGACCUCUUUUCUGCAAGUCCUUGGUCAGGUAAGAAAGUUUUGUUUCACUUAACCUUAAGCUGAUAAUGCGUAAAGAUAACAAAACAAAAAUAACGUGUCUGGAUCUGAUAAAAUGUAUUCUGUGAGUGUAGCAUGCAUCUAUAAAAAUGGGGUGUAGUUCAUAAAAGAUAGUCCCAACUGCUCUAACGGAUGCCUCCCCAAAAUAGGGGUGUGGUGUCUACAUUGCCAAAUAAUUCCCAUCCAUAGAGCCUGGUCGGUCGGGUUGGAUGGGUGGAAGCAGAAAAUGCUUUGCUCAUAAGAGGUCCAGCUAUUGCAUGUGUUUACAGGUUUCCUGCCGCCAGGCAAUACCAUCCACGCAUCACGUCAAGAACAAACAGUACUGUCUACAUCUGUGGGAAUUUCUUGGGAAGCAAGAAAUAACUUGAAUGUAGACCAAACAAAUGACUUGCUCAAGGCCAUAUGCUCAAUUCAGUUCCCAGAAUAUGAGACCGCACCUCUCAGCCAGCACUUGCUGCUACUGCACGGUGCCUUUUUUAAAAGAAGACAAAGCAGUUAUGAAAAAUCGGAAGCAGACUGAAAAGCCUUAAAUAGCUGUCUCUAAAGCAGGGCAGGUGGGACAUGGGUGGCGCUGUGGGUUAAACCACAGAGCCUAGGACUUGCCGAUCAGAAGGUUGGCGGUUUGAAUCCCCGCGACGGGGUGAGCUCCUGUUGCUCAGUCCCUGCUCCUGCCCACCUAGCAGUUCGAAAGCACGUCAAAGUGCAAGUAGAUAAAUAGGUACCGUUCCGGCGGGAAGGUAAACAGUAUUUCCGUGCGCUGCUCUGGUUCGCCAGAAGCGGCUCAGUCAUGCUGGCCACAUGACUCGGAAGCUGUACGCUGGCUCCCUUGGACAAUAAAGCGAGAUGAGCACCGCAACCCCAGAGUCGCCACGACUGGACCUAAUGGUCAGGGGUCCCUUUACCUUUUUUAAAGCAGGGCAAGUCAGCAACAGAAUAGCAAAUGAAACUUAUUUGUGCAAAUUCAGUUUUGCUUAAAUCCUAUUAACUUAAACCAGGUCAACACAGCUUGUCAUGCUUCAGACCAGCCAUCAUUUAUUGCGCUGGUAAUUUAUUUUUUUGCCGCCUGCCUUAGAUGGGUAAACAGCCAGCAAGUCAGAACACAUGUUGGUGGAUUGCAAGAUAAUUCAGGCCUGAUUUGCCCAGGUGGCUAAAGCUACAGUUCUGAUUAUAAAGUGGCCAUCUUUAAUCACAGUCUGAAACUUGAUUGUGCUAAAUUUGAAGCCGUGUUCUGGGUUGAUAUGUACAUUUAUGGGAGCAUUUCACAUCCCUACCCCUUCAUGCUAAUGCUGAUGUACUUGAUUGCAACUUGAGAUUUGAGUCACAGAUUGAUAUGUCUGUGUGCUUUUUCUUGGCACUAGAAUGUGUGGUACUCAUACCUGUGGAAAAGAAACUGAGCCCAUUUUUAUCUUGAAAAAAGAUAUCCUGAGAGCUAGCGUAGCAUAUCGGUUAAGAAUAUAAAUUGGGAGUUUUUAAUGAAAUCUCAGUCCACCCAUGAAUGGUAUUGAGCAAGCCAUUUGUUGUCUCGGCCCUUCCACCUGUUAUAUAGGCAUGUCUCACAGGUUUUUAAUAAUUAGAUAAUGUAUGUGAAGUAUUUAGAAAAAAAGCACUUAUGUAAGUACUGAAUUGUGGUGGACAUUGGGUGAUAUUUGCAUGCUCCAUUUUUUCCAUAAAACAUUCUUGUUUUGUAGGUAAUAAGAUUCCAUGGUGGCACUCUACCCGUGUACAUAAUUUCUAAUAUUCUUCUUGCUUAUGGAAGACAGUUAAGGUCCCUAAUUUCAACAGGUAACAUUUCGUGAAAAGAUUUUUAAGCGCAGGUUUGUUUAUUAUUAUAAAACUAGAAAACAGAGUUUCAUUGUACAUUUCAUUUGUAGUUCAGCAAUUGUUUUGUUACCUUUUUUUAAAAAAACACUGAGAUUUGUUGUAAAGUGGUUGAUAAUCUCGUAGAUACUGAUAGGAAUCUGGGGAGGGAAGCUAUUAACUGGCAAGAAUAAACAAUAGUUAUUGUAUAGCUUAUCGACUUGAAUGUAUUUUAAAGCAAACGCUUUACAAUGCUAAAUAGAGCUUUUAAAAGUCAGUACAUUUUUAAAGCUUGAGUUAUAUUUGAUUUCUCAAAUCAUUAGAGAAAUAUCCACCAAGUUAUUUGCCCUUUAGGGCAGGAGCUUCAUUUUGGUCAGACCUGCAAGCUGGGGGGAAAACACAUUUAAAUAUAUUCAUGGAACUGAGAAUUCUGUGUCACAAAUAAUCAGUGUCUAAAACUGAAUACAACUAUUACUGUAAAUAAUUUCUGUCGGUCUGUUUCCCCACACCACCAGCGCAUUAGUAUUGACAUUAUAUGACAAAUAGAAGUUUUACUGCAGUGGAAUUAGCAUUUAACAAUGGUUAUAAUAUAUCCUGAAUUUUGGAACAUUUAUGAUUUUUCUGUUAAUAUUUGAAUUUACUGGCCACAUCUGAUUCUUGUUAUACGUUUUUCUUGUUCUAGGUCAUUGCACAGAUUUUGUACCUGCACUUACUAAAGCAGCCAGGCCCUAUAAAGUAGAACCAAUAGUGAAUAUUGUUAAAUUCUUGUUGGGGUAAGUUCCUUGCUGGUAUAUUUUUCCAUUACACCAUGGAAUUCUUCAUGCAGCAAUAAAGGUCCUCAUCAGUAACAUACAUACUAAAAAAAUAUAGCAUUUGAAAUUAGGAUUAAUUAUAAAUUUUUGAUAAGCAAGUAAAGCAAACAACUAUAAUCUUGUGUUUUCUCCCCCCAUAGGCUUAACUGGCUUAAGGGAAUCUGGGAUAUAUUAUCCUUGCCAGAAUUAGAUGCUGUUACACUGAACAACCAGAACUUGUGGUUUCCUUUUGUAUCUCUAAUCCUCUUUAUGUUUGGAACCGGCAUAGCCUAUUGGUGUGGCAAACUCUUCAGUUCAUUUCUAAGGAUCUCAUCCUCAUUGCAUGUAGCUUUGGCCAGGUAAAAAAACCAACUGCUCUUAUUUUAUGUGGGUGAAAUGAUAAAAUAUGAAAAUGUAAUGCCUACUUAUUAAACAGUGGUUAUACUAAACCUGGGGAUAGUUCUUAACUAGCUGAGAGAAUAGGUUAACUUUCAUGGGGACUGUAGAACAUUGUACAAUAUUUUACUAGCUGUUAGUGGCAUCUUUGUGAGAUGGUUCUAAGUGUUGAACUACUAAUAAGCCGAGUUAACCCGGCUGUAAGGGCAAUUUGGUUAACUUGCAUUUAAAGAGAGGUUUUUCUGCAUAAGGUAGAACCUUAUCGAGUGCUACCGAAGGAUACUAAAUGGUCAGAGGUUAAUAGUUGGGUACUUGUUUAGUCCAGGACAUCAUUCACAAACUGACCAUUGCCAGUUUGUAAUUUUCCUUUCCAGUUGAAAUGCCAUUCUUUUUCAAUCAAAUUCUGAACAGGGCAUAAAAGCGUUUUUAUUUCAUGAAGGAAUAAACCAUUUAUUACAUUUCUGUUCUAGUUCUGCAGUGGUUUUCUUCCAUUUUUGUUCCUUGGCCUAAUCAUAUCAGAUUGAGUUUAUUAUCCUUCUUUUAUUUUUUUAAAGGUUAGAUAGGAUAGAUAUCAUUUGUGGGCUUAAAGAGGUCUUUGAUUUUGCUUUCAAUUUUAGUUCUUGGAAAUUGGAGCAAGUUUCUGCACUUAUACUUAUUGUACCAGGCAGAAUGAAACAUGCAGCUGCCAAAAUUCAUGGCCCUUGACUUGAUUAAACUUGAUUUUUCCUUUUUCUUUCCGUCAAAUUACUCUUUUUAAAUUCUUGGAUUGUACGGUUGAUCUUUCUAUUUAGGACUCCUCUUUUUCAAAGUAACUUUGCUCAUCUUAUCCGAGCAAAGUAAAAAGUAAUCAUGCUUUAAUUUAGACUUUGACCCAGAAAGCCACAGAAUGCUUGAUUCCUAUCUCAGGUUUUGUCCAAGAAACAUUUUUUUUCUAGAAACUGCCCCCCCCCCCCCGCAAGAAGCUAAACCAUUCCAGUGUGUUUGUGCUGUUAUAAUUCUCUAGUACUAACAUCUGCUUUGGGAAAUAUACAUAAUUGAAAAACAGACUGGAUUCACUAAACUUCAAUGUACAAAAGAGAUAUUUGGUAAUACUGUAACUCCUUUUCCUGAAACGUGAAAUGUUUAUUUGCAUGUUUAGGGGUAACGUUAUUUUCAGAAAACCAGGAUGUGGCAUCUUUAAGUAGUAUUCAUAAAUACCAAAACUGUUAGUUUAAAAAAGAAAUGGAAGAGAAAGAAUACGAAAAACAGCAAAUUCGGGACUCUGUGAAAUGAAUUGACCCUCAUUGUUAUGGAUUUUGGUAAGCCUCCAGACGCAGCUGCAUUAUAGUGUAGUGCCAGAGUGAAAUUGUAACUUUUCCCUACGGACACGAGGACACCCUCUGAAGGGCAAUGUGUACCUCCUUUAGCUUGAGCCAGGAAAAUGUCUAUUGCAGAGGUUCUAAACUUUGGUUAGCACAAAUCGUAGUUUGGCAAGGUGUCUGAGCUGAUCCAUUAUACUUUAUACAUGAUUAAUGUUUGGCUGCUCAGGGUGUGAGCGGGCGGGUGUGGGGGAUUCCCUGGUCCUGAAUGGGGUAACUGUGUCCCUGAAGGACCAGGUGUGCAGCCUGGGAGUCAUUUUGGACUCACAGCUGUCCAUGGAGGCGCAGGUUAAUUCUGUGUCCAGGGCAGCUGUCUACCAGCUCCACCUGGUACGCAGGCUAAGACCCUAUCUGCCCACGGACUGUCUCGCCAGAGUGGUGCAUGCUUUAGUUAUCUCCCGCUUGGACUACUGCAACACGCUCUACGUGGGGCUACCUUUGAAGGUGACCCGGAAACUGCAAUUAAUCCAGAAUGCGGCAGCUAGACUGGUGACUGGGAGUGGCCGCCGGGACCACAUAACACCGGUUCUGAGAGAUCUGCAUUGGCUCCCAGUACGUUUCCGAGCACAAUUCAAAGUGUUGGUGCUGACCUUUAAAGCCCUAAACGGCCUCGGUCCUGUAUACCUGAAGGAGCGUCUCCACCCCCAUCGUUCAGCCCCCACUGAGAUCCAGCGCUGAGGGCCUUCUGGUGGUUCCCUCAUUGCGAGAAUUGAGGUUACAGGGAACCAGACAGAGGGCCUUCUCAGUAGAUUUGCAGGAAAUAAGCAGCUAUCCUAUCUUUAAAAGACAUCUGAAGGCAGCCCUGUUCAGGAAAUUUUUAAUAUUUAACGCUGUACUGUUUUUAACAUUUGAUUGGGAGCCACCCAGAGUGGCUGGGGAAACUCAGCCAGAUGGGCGGGGUAUAAAUAAAUAAUAAUCAUAUUCUGUUGCAUUGUGCGAAGUAUGAGCAGGCCAGGGCUGAACUGAUACUACCCUUGCUGGUGCCUUUCCCGGGAAAAUCAGAGGCUCACUAUGUCAGGUUCCUACUGGAAGACCGGACAAAAGCUAGAACGUUGGCAGUGGCAAAGUUUUUAUCGGUGGUGGCAAGAACAAACGAGCCCUAUAUUCUAAACAAAGUGCUUGAUUAACCUGGAGGUAGGCUGUAUGAACUCUGUAUUGAUUUGUAUUGUAAUGUUUUGUUGGGUCUCUGGACCGUAAUAAAGAUUGUUGUUGUUUUCCUCCAAAUAAAUAACAACAACAACAACAACAACAACAACAACAACAACAGUUAUUGUUAUUAAUAAUAAUAAUAAUAAUAAUAAUAAUAAUAAUAAUAAUUUUGUGUGAAUUAAAUUAUGAUUGUUUGCAUUUGCCAGACCCUCUCGACUUCCACCAGAGCCCAGUUUGAUUACUCGAAGAAGGUUGUGCGUAGCUGUUUGCAUGUUUUUCCUUAGCUGGACUACAUGUGGAGCGUUGGCUAUAUUAAUGACAUAUGCUCAUUACACCUUCAAGGUAUUUAACCAGCAUGUGGCAAAUACAGUGUGUGGAUAAAAUGCUUUUAAAGUUUUUAAAUCAUAGGUUGGUUUGGGCAGUCUUCUUAUAGGUUUGGUGCUGAGUGUGAUGUGGCGUGGAAAAUGAGAGGAAAAGACCGUGCUUGCCCUGCCUCAAAGUCAUCCAGCUAUCCCUGUUUUUGGUGCACAUAAAAUCCAACACAUUUUGCUCAGAUUUCUUGGUUGAAUACUGUAUUUUUCACUCCAUAAGGCACACCAGACCAUAGGGCGCACCUAGUUUUUAGAGGGGGAAAUCAAGAAAAAAAAUCUUAUUUCCACACCGACGCUUCUCGCUCUCCAGGCUUCAGCGAAAGCAAUGCGAAGCCUCCAGAGCGUGGAGGGAGCGCUCCCUCUGCGCUUCGGAAGCCUCGUGUUGCUAUCGCUGAAGCCAAGGAGCCUGCAUUCGCUCCAUAGGACACACACACAUUCCCCCUUAAUUUUUGGAGGGGGAAAAGUGCGUCCUAUAGAGCAAAAAAUACGGUACUUUUUUUAUUGUUACCGCCCCCCUGGCCUUCUGUGCCAACUGAAAACCUACUUCAGAGGGUUGGGGAACCCUUCAGAACAACAUGGGAGGUUGCCCUUCCCUCGUAGUAUGAAAGAACGAGAAAGGAAUUGUGUUUUAGUUGGAUUUUGCAGAAUUGGCAAAGUUGACAGCUAAAAUAAGAGAACCCUAGUGACAAAGGUUUUGUGGAAGAGUGGAAACCCUUUUCAGAUUAUUUAAAGAAAUAUUAUUAUAUGAUGGGCACGCGAGCAGGAUUGGGACUAUGAGCAACAGAAGAGAGUAAAGAGAACAGUAGUUUCGUUAAGGGUUAAGAGAUAGAAGAAAGGGCGUGACAGAGGGAGAGAAACAAACACCAUGGAGAAGGGGGUGGGAAGUAAAAGAAAAAAAGUUUUUAUUAUGUACUGAACUGUAUGUGUGAAAUUUUUGAAAACUUGAUUAAAAAACUUUAAAAAGGGAAUUAUGUUUUAGUCUCGGUGAUGAAGAUAAGUUGCACUUACAAGUUGAUACACUGCAGUUCAAAAAGACUUUUUUUUUAACAGGUUAUUAAACUGCAUUCAAAUGUCAGAACAGAACUAAGUGUCCUUGAUACGGUAGGUUUGUUCAGUUAUCAAUUUAAAACAUUGGAAGUUAAUUUAAACCAACAGUAAAAGAAACUUUAAACCAUCUCAAAAUUUACAUGUCUGGAUAGGCUUGCCUAAACAAAAAUAGUUUUGGCAUUUAAUGUUUUCAAAUGUUUGUGUUCCCCCUCUUCUACCUUUUGUUCCCUUUGUGCUUUGCCUUUUGUCUGGUACAUCACUAGGGAGUGGGCAUGCAGGAAAUAUUGGUGUGUUCCCCCAUGGAACUGCAAUGAUGGCUACACUGGCAUCAUGGCAGCGUUGGGAAAGGAAAGGGCGAUAGUAUAUCUUGGCUACAUUGCUACUCAAGCCAGUGUAGUGUAGGGUCUCCCAAACUUGGGCCUCUAGCUGUUGUUGGACUACAACUCCCAUCAUCCCUAAGCUAGCAGGAAAAGUGGCCAGGGAUGGUGGGGAUUGUAGUCCAAAAACAGCUGGAGAGACCCAAGUUUGAGGAACCCUGGUGUAGUGGUUAGAGUUCUGGAUUAGGACCUGGGAGACCAGGUCCUAAUCCAGAAUUAUAAAGGAUUAUAAAGAAAAAGGAUUUGAUGAAAAUAAAUCAAAGUUUGAACUAGAGAUAUUAAGUAAUAAUUAUAAAAUUUUGUCUAAAAUGUAUAAAUUGCUGCUUGAAUGGCAUUUGAAGGAUGAGGAGGUAAAAGUCGGUUAUGAUUCAUUGGACUAAAGAUUUUGGGUAUAAUAUACAGCUGAAUGAUUGGGAAAAAUUAUGGAAAGAAGGUUUAAAGCUUACUGCAUGCAAUGCCUUAAAAGAAAAUGUGAUGAAAAUGAUGUAUAGAUGGUAUAUUACACCUGUUAAAUUAGCUAAAAUGUAUAAAGUUAGCAAUAAAUGUUGGAAAUGUAAAGAAAAAGAAGGAACAUUUUGUCACAUGUGGUGGGAAUGUAAAAAAGUGAAAAGCUUCUGGGAAAUGAUAUAUAAUGAGAUGAAAAAAAUGUUGAAAUAUACAUUCAUAAAGAAACCAGAAGCAUUUUUACUAGGCAUGGUAGGAAGUGAUAUAAAUAGAAAAGAAUGUAAGCUGUUUUUAUAUGCAACGACGGCAGCAAGAAUAUUAUUGGCACAAAAAUGGAAGCAAGAAGAAUUACCGACGAAAGAAGAAUGGAGGAUGAAAUUAAUGGACUAUGCAGAAUUAGACAAACUAACAGGAAGGAUCCAAAAUCUGCGGGACCAGAAAUUCACAGAAGACUGGUGUAAAUUUACAGACUAUUUGAAAAGUAAUAGUGAUGAUCAAAAUACGUUUGUAGGUUUGCAAGAAGUUUUGUGAGGUGAAUUAUUGGAACUAUUGCAAAAAUGGAUAUAGGGGAGGAUGAUUAGUUAAGAUAAUUAAAGGCAAGAUGAAUUUAAGAAAUGCAUAAGAAGUGGUUAAAACGGGGGAUCAUCAGAGGUGCUGAUGGAAGUCCAAAAAAAGAUUGUAUAAGUGGUGAAGCUUUGUGGUAUGUAUUAUAAUUCAUAUGUUAAAAUUAAUAAAAAUUAUUAUUAAAAAAAGAGAACGCUAAAAAAAAAGGGUUGAAAUCCUGAGUCAGCCGUGAAGCCCACUGGGUGACCUUUGGCCAGCCAGUCUCUCUCAGCCUCACAGAGUUGUUGGUGAGGGUAAAAUGGAGACAGGGAGGGUGCGUAUCCCACCUUGAGCUCUUUGGAGAAAGGUGGGAUAUAAAUUAAAUAAAUAGCACUGCUUGAUAUUUUUUUACCUUCCCCAUGAAGCACCUUUUAAGUUCGCCGUUAAACUUUUUAUCAACCUAUUAAUGCCUACACUUGUAUUUUAUAGUGCCCAAAGAACUCGGAACAAGGCUCUGCUUGUUCCAAAAGAGAAACAGAAAAGAGCUGUGCAUCAUCAGCAGAUGGCCUUUCAGAAGCAGCAGCGGCAACAUCAUCACCUACGGGCAGCGCAGCCGUUGACAGCGUUGUAGACAGUCUUAAGAUGCACGUCACCGUCCUCAACUUGCUCACGUUGAUUGUGCUGCUCAGUUGCCCGUCUUUCAUUUACUGGCUGAAGAAUCUCAGGUAACCGCCAGAAGAACUUGCAGGUUUUAUACAAGAAUCCACGACGGGUUGGUUUCAAACUCAGCUACUCCAUCCAAAGGCAUUGAUUUUAAAACUGGGGAAGCUCAUAGCAGCAUCAGUAUAUGAAGUUUGUUGUAUUAUCUUUUACUGCGUUGCAUAUUGUUUCUAGUUCCUUCCCAUGCCAUAAAAUCUAUUUCUGCUUGUGUAAUCAUUUAGAAUCAUAGAAUUGGAAGGAACUCCGAGGGGCAUCUAGGCCAUGGGUAGGCAAACUAAGGCCCGGGGGCCGGAUCCAGCCCAAUCGCCUUCUAAAUCCAGCCUGCGGACGGUCUGGUAAUCAGCGUGUUUUUACAUGAGUAGAAUGUGUCCUUUUAUUUAAAAUGCAUCUCUGGGUUAUUUGUGGGGCAUAGGAAUUCGUUCAUUUAUUUUAUUUUUUUCAAAAUAUAGUCGUCGUCCCCACAAGGUCUAAGGGACAGUGGACUGGCCCCCUGCUGAAAAAGUUUGCUGACCCCUGAUCUAGGCCAACUAAAUCAUACAUGAGAGAUGACCAUCCAUCUCCUGCUUAUGGCGCUUGGGGGGGAAUUGUCAUCGCGCCACUCCUUGGUGUGUGGAGUACCUCAGGGUGCGAUACUCUCCCCGAUGCUUUUUAACAUCUUUAUGCGUCCCCUCGCCCAGCUUGUCUGGAAUUUUGGGCUGGGUUGCCAUCAGUAUGCCGAUGACACCCAACUCUAUCUGUUGAUGGAUGGCCAUCCUGACUCGGCCCCAGACACACUGACCAGAUGUUUGGAAGCUGUGGCUGGAUGGUUACGUGGAAGCCGGUUGAAGUUAAAUCCUUUGAAGACAGAGGUCCUCUGGCUGGGACGGGACGAUAUGGGAUUGGGGGCAACUCCCAUCUCUUGCGGGGUGCAAUUAGUGCCAGCACCGUCCGUUAAGAGUUUGGGUGUAAUCUUCGAUACCUCCCUCUCUAUGGAGGCGCAGAUUACAGCUAUAACAAAGGCGGCAUUUUUUCAUCUCCGCCAAGCUAAGCAGUUGGCCCCUUAUCUCUCUCGCCCUGACCUAGCCACUGUGAUCCACGCGACGGUCACCUCCAGAAUGGAUUAUUGUAACUCGCUCUACGUGGGGCUGCCCUUGAGACUGACCAGAAACUCCAGCGGGUGCAGAAUGCUGCAGCAAGACUCCUUAUGGGGUCCUCGCUGCGAGAUCACAUUCAUCCGGUACUAUACCAGCUGCACUGGCUCCCGGUGGAGUACAGGAUCAGGUUUAAGGUGCUGGUUUUAACCUUUAAAGCCCUAUACGGCCUAGGACCCUCGUACCUACGGGACCACCUCUCCUGGUAUGCCCCACAGAGGAACCUACGGUCUGCAAAUAAAAACAUCUCGAAGGUCCCAGGCCUCAGAAAGGUUAGGCUGGCCUCAACUAGAGCCAGGGCUUUCUCGGCUGCGGCUCCAAUCUGGUGGAACGCUCUGUCACAAGAGACUAGGGCCCUGCGGGACCUGACAUCUUUCCGCAAGGCCUGCAAGACAGAGUUGUUCCACCAGGCCUUUGGUCAGGGCCCAGCCUGACUCCCUCCUCUGGCAACCUGCACAGAAUUUUGCUCAGUGGUUGCCAUUAAUUUGAUUUUAAUUAAUUUUUAUAAUGAAAUGUUUUUAGAAUGUUGGAUUAUUUGAUUGUUUGAUUAUUUGAUUGUUGUUAGCCGCCCUGAGCCCGGCUUCGGCUGGGGAGGGCGGGAUAUAAAUAAAAUUUAUUAUUAUUAUUAUUAUUAUUAUUAAUUAUUGUUUAUUAUCUACCACUUGUGUAUACAAUAUUCUGUUGCUGCUACUUUGUGUUUCCUUUGCAAAAUUUGAUUUUCAGUUUAUUACCAUGCUCUUUGUUUUUUCUCCCCCAAAUAGGUACCAUAUCAAGCUUGAUCCUGAUCCAUGUAGAUCAACUGCUUUUAUGCUCAUAGCCAUUUUGGGUAUACUCAUGGACGCAAGCACUACAAAAGUUAAAACAAGGUACCUUAGUUCAUUAUCUUCAUUUCCCCCACAGUUUUGGUGUUUGAAGGUGCAGUUUGGGGGGUGUGUGUGUGUGUGUUUUAAAACAAAACAAUCACAAUUAUUUUAGUCACAUACAGUACAAGCCUUUAAGAGCAUCUUCUGCCUGUUCCCACCCUGCCCACUAUGUAUUAUCAGGAUCACUUAGCAGUGCUUCCCAGACUUGGGUCUCCAGCUGUUUUUGGAUUACAGUUCCCAUCAUCCCUGACCACUGAGUCCUGCUAGCUAGGGAUGAUGGGAGUUUUGUGUUUUCAAGCUGUUUCCUUACUCUUUACUGUUCGGUGGGUGUGAUUCAGAGAGGCUUCUCAAAGUGGGAGUGUCAGGGAAGAUGUCUUCUGCCAAUUUCUCCCCUGCAAGCCCCACAUGUUAUUAUGGGGCAUGCACCCCUGACUCUGCAAACCAAAAACAAGCCAUGGUUGCAGCUCACCACUUUUUUGGAGUGAGACAAACCACAAGCCUAUGUUUGUGCCUAAUGCUAAGCUGAACUGUGGCUUAGCUCUGGGUAGUGUGGCAACAGCAGGACCCAGGGAAGAGCAAAUAAGCUGUGACUUUCUCUUCUAGCACCAAAAGGCUUGCACAUUCACGAUAAACCAUAGUUUGGGUUACUGUUACGUGCCAGGCCCUGAGUGCCCCCCCUACACCCCCAUUUUCAGGGAUGAUGAUGGUUCAGGUCAACGCUUGCCAUGUUAAGCCUCCAUUUAAAUGAGACUGCAAUAUUGAAAUGUCAGGCUAGGAUAUGCCAGAAGGCUGGGUGGUUCAGUCCGAGUCUUUCUUUUCUUUUUUGAUUUUUUAUGUGUUUAUUAAAAGUACAUUCAGUGCAUGGGAGUAGCCAAGGGGGGGGGGAGGGGGGCAGCUGCCCCCCAAUCAAUAAAAAUACAUAGCAAGCAGAGGUUCUGCCCCCGUCUAACAAAUGGUCUGCUCCCCCCCCAAACAAAAAUCUUGGCUACACUGUGAAUCAGUGCCUGUUUUCAAGUCUUCAAGUAGUUCAUGCAGGUCAGUUACAUUCAGUUUGAGACGUUCUGUUAUGGGGUUGCUGGGAGAAGAAGUGGGGAGACAGAGGGCUGAGGAAAUAGGGGGGAAAUAAACUUUCUCCCCGCCCCCCAUAAUAUAUGAGCGGACCUUUUGUGUCCGCCCCGUGUGGGCAGGUAUCUUAAUUUUGCUGGCGGAACGAAAGAUCAGACGGCCCAGCAGAUGGUUGGUUGCAGUUGAUGGGUUGCCGUGCGCUUUGUUUAUGUAAUAUGCAGAAGUACGAGAUACUCCCUGGUAUUUUCCUGGGAAUAUCUGCACUCUUCAUUAUGCCACACAGCUUGCAGCCUUAAUAACGGCAGAAUUGUUUUACCUUGUUUCCCCUUUCUCCACAGUAAACUGCUGAAGAUUGCUGCACAUCUCCCACUUCCUUUGUCUGUUGCCGCCGUGGUGUUUGCACCAAUGCACUUAGACAGAAUGCCAUACUUUGUAAUCGUUCCUCUUUUUCUUCACGCGUUAUGCUGCAUUGUGUAA
This is a messenger RNA of Podarcis lilfordi (Lilford's wall lizard), 51861 nucleotides long. The record is from the annotation of a GenBank genome assembly. Lineage: Eukaryota; Metazoa; Chordata; Lepidosauria; Squamata; Lacertidae.